AGGCGGAGCUUCAUCCCCGGCAUAGAGGCGGUUGGCGGCGGUUGGGGCCUCCUCAGAGCCUCUUUAAAAUGAAUCCGAGUGGGGUUGGGAAUAGCCGAGCACCAGAAAGCGCGCGGGGGCCGACGCUGGGCUUGUGCGCGGCGGGAAGCGGGUCGGGAGCUGCUGCUGCUGCUGCUGCUGCCUGCAGCAGUGAGCGCUGGGCUUCGAGGGGGGCAGCGGUGCUGCUGGACUGGCGGCGCUGGGCUUUGCCCUGAGGCGACAGAGAGAAGGGAGACGUUCCCCUUCACUGGCGCACACUCGCUUUGCGGGAAGAGCAGAAGGAUUGUUAAUAUUUUUUAUUUUUUUUUAGAGAGAGAGCGACAUUCAGUUUCCUCAAACUUUUCUUUUUAACCAACACAAAACAAGCAAAAAAUUCUCCUUCUGCCUCCACGCACACGCUUUUUUUUGCAUAUUUCGACUAAGUGGCUUCUUUCCACCCUCAGUAUCCUCGAAGCAAGGAGAGAAUUAAAAAAAAAGAACAUUUCUUUUGGUUCCUCUCGCUUCCUGAGAGGGGAGUGGUUUUCCUGAAGAGGAAGCCAUCGAGUUAUUCUUAAAUAAAGUUUCUCUCCCACUCACCCCCUUUUUUUGUACCUGCUAUGGGCGGUUAAGCUUUAUUUUGUGGUGUGCUGCUCUAUUUAUUUAAAAGAAACGAAGCUCACAAAGAGGGAUCCCAGAGAUCGCCCAUCUGCCUGUUUGUCACAAUGUACAAUACAGUGUGGGAUAUGGAUCGCGAUGACACGGACUGGAGGGAGGUGAUGAUGCCAUAUUCAACUGAGCUGAUAUUUUAUAUCGAAAUGGACCCACCAGGUAAGAAGCAACACCUACUUGGUUUAAAAAAAAAAGUUUAAUUGUGUUUAGGUUUACAAUCGUAGUGGUUCUUAAGUGUCGGGCAUCUGUAUUAAAAGUUUAUUGUUCUUCCCUCCAAUGGGACAGGCUUUGGUUCUUCUCUCGUUUUCUCUCCUGGAGAAGCAAAGAACUGUACUUGGAGGGGUGUAAACUUUUGCUCUUACUGUGUUCCGCUGUGCCCAUUAAGCGAGUCGUUUUCAUAAGGCUCGUUUUUGUUAAGAAUCCGAGAGCUACCUGCUAUUAGGCUGCAGAAUCCAGAACACACGUUUUCCUUUCCCUUUCCUCCUAUUGUAAGUUCUUUGUACCGUGUAUCAGUAUUCAUAAUCUCACCUAAACUCAUCUAUUUAAAAAUGUUAUCUUCUCUAUCACUUUCUGACACUAAAUGUUUGGUUAAUGUUUUUGGUCCUGAUAUUUUUGAACUGAUUCUUUUAGCUUUUGAUUCUAUGUUGGCUUCUGUAAGAAAACUUGCAGCCCAGUCCUUUGCUUGUGUGCUCAGGAAUAAAAUUACACAGAUUUCAUUUCAGCUUCCUAUCAUAAUAAGCAUGCAUAGGAUUGUAGCUUAAGUACUAUGCAUUAUUUCCAGUGCUGAGAGGUAUUGUCCCUACUUUGUUCUGGCGUAGGACUUCUUUUGUUUCUGGAGAGGAAUGAGAUGUGAGAAGAGCCAGAAGUUAGGUGAAUCAGAAAAGGAAGCUGGAUCCAUUUGACAUCACUCCUGAAAUUAUAGUGGUUGGUGUUUGAAAUUGCUGCAGGCUUGUGAUUCCUAAAACCAGGCUGGUGAUGAUUUUAAUAAGGAAAAAAGCUACAUUACAUUUUGGUUAAAUUUAAUUUGAGAUUGUUAGGGGUUUUUUUUUUUUAUGAAGUUCGGAAAAUACACUCCCUUCCAUUACUUCAGAGUUCUGGUUGUCAUGCAGAUAUGUGAUUCUUUGUGACCUAAGGUGUUUAGGCUGUGCCAGCUGAAUAAUAGAAGUAAAAGUAACCUCAGAGAUAAUCCAGCUCAGCCAGAUACAAUAGCAUGGUUUCUUGGACUUUAUCCACACCAAUGAUGCUCAUUCAUGCUUCUCUUAAAUCUCCAGAGUGUUCCAUAACUUCUUAAGAAAAAUUAUCCAAGAGUCUUGUCGCAUUUGAAAUACUAACAAAUUUAUUAUGGCAUAAGCUUUCAUGGACUCAGGCAUACUUUGUCAGCUUGAGUUCACAAAAGCUUAUGCCAUAAUAAAUCUGUUAGUAAGGUGCCACAAGAUUAUUUUGCAAGAGACUAAUAUGGCUACUCCUCUGGAAAUUCUUCAGAAAACUUAUUGCUGAAUGCAUAUUGAUAUUACCAGCUUCAAACAUCAACCACAAGUCUGUGAAACUGCAGUUUAAAUACUUUUUUUAAAAGUUCAGUCCUAUCUCUUGGUGCAUGUAGCAACCAUUCUCUGUUUCCUUUAUGAUAGCAGUUUUCAAUAAUCCAGAGAACUAUCUUAUUUCCUCUUAGGCUGCAAUCUUCUACUUACUUACCUGGAAGUAAAUCACAUUGAACUCAAUAGGACUUACUCCCAAGUAGGGAAAGGAUUGAGCUGUAUAAUCUCUAAGCAAAACAUGUCCAGUUUUUUUUUAGUACCUCCUAUGUUGUCAUGACCUUCUAAUGGCUAUCAUAUUUGUUUUCUGAAUUGCUGAAGCAUAAGUUAAAUUAAAAGUUGGUAAUGAAAACUGUGAACAUUUCCUGUGAGGAAGACUGAAAUCUGAUCAGGGCUAUAUGCUAUGUGCACAACAGAGAAAAAAAUGAAAUUCUGUACUUAGAAUAAACUAUGCAAAUGAAGCAAACUGGUAUAGGUCUACUUUGCAUAGUUGUGAACCCAACACUAAGGCUUUCAAGGAUUUAUAAUGUUUGCUAAAGAGAGAGAACAUAGAAGCUGGGGAUGGAGGGUGGCAUUAAAAUUAGUAAUAAGAUGAUAGUAGGAACAUGAUAAGGUUAAUAAUACAGUAGUUAUACAGUAGUUAUAAGGAAGGGAGCAUAUGCAAAGCAUUAGACCUCUCCUCAUAUCCAUUCAGAUUUCUGAUGCUUCAUCAGACAGUUAAACUUUUUAUCAACCACCAUGAAAGCUGGGAACUUGAUCCGGUGUAAAAUAAAAAUAAAAACUGACCUUCUCUGCGGAUCUGAUGUAUGUAUAAAAUAGCAUGCAGUCCUUAAUACAUAGUUAUUUGUACUUUUAUUAUUUGGUUAGCUAGCUUAAAUAAAUAAAUAAAUAAAUAAAUAAAUAAAUAAAUAAAUGUAUAUGAUCACGUGUGCAUAUCUAUUUUUCUUACACAUUUCUGUUGUCAGUAUCUGUUUAGGUAUAUCUGUUCCAUGUAGCCUUUUAAAUUUUGAGGGUUUUUUGGAUUGUAUUCAGGAGAAUGCUACAGUAGAUACUGGCCAUCCUAUUCCAAUAGAUUGAAUUACAUUAGAUAUAUUUAUCAAAGAACAUUUGUGGGAUGUGGGACCCCAGAAUUUUCCAUUCUUGUUCAUUAUGUUCCACAGUAUUUCCAGGAAAACUGCUUAUAGGUUAUGUUGGAAUGCUUUCUCUAAGACUUCAAGUAUGUCUCUUGACCCAACCAGGAACUCUACACCCUGUAUUUGAAAACCAUUGGAGUUCACUCAAUUUUUAAAGAGACUUUCCUAGGUAGUAUAGUGCAGGCAAAUUCACAAAUAUGGAAGGAAGACCUUCAUGACUCUUACCUCACCACAAACUUUCAGAGUGCUUAGAUGUGAGAGAGAUAUCAGAAGCAAGUGUAAGGAAAGAAAAACGGUUCAGAAGUGAUAAGUGUGGCUAUCGCUAAAAAUUGAAUUUUCAUAUGUAAAGAAUGCCAAUGCAAUAAAUCUUGUCAAUUUAAUAUCCAAACUAGAUGAACAUUGUUUCAUUUUCACCAAAAUGUUUAUUAUAAUAGUUGUCAUUAUUGAGUUCCUUUACAGAACAACCAUGUUAAUGCAGUAUAGCACUGAAUUGAUGUAGGCCUCCUAAUAGCUGUUUCCAGGAUUUUGUUUGAAUAACUUUUGGGGUGUAUGAGUAACCUACUACAUCUAGUGUUGAUCAAGUAUCUCCAUUCACUUCAGUAGCCCGCUGCUAGCAUAAAUGAUUUAAGAAUAAUAGUCUAGAUUGCUGCUAGUUUACUAAAUCAUAGUUUUGUAGUGCAAUUUAUGGGUGUCAGUCUUAGUCUUCAGUUGUCUAAAUAUUUCAUAUUGAUAGACUAAAGGCAUAGUUGGCUUGGCAGGUGGGUGAAAUCUGCAUGUCUUCCUCAUGAGGAACUUGGAUCUGGAAGUAACGAUAUUAAGCAACGGGCAAGCAUUGGAUAUUUAGUGGAAUAGGUUUGUUUUUCUUAUGAUGGUCAAAAGCCAGACUUCUACAAUAUGCUUUUUAAAUUAUUAAAUAUAUAUAGCUAAAUCUUACAAUGAAAAUAAAAAAAUAGAAAGGGAAGAUAACUUUUACCCCAUUAUGACUCAUUUAGACAUAAUUGAAAAUUGUAUAUGGGUACUUUACCAAUGAGCUCUUACACUUAUCAGAGUAUAUUUAAAUAGAGGUACAUACCAUGGUUUCUCUGGAAAGCUCAUGUACAUACUGAGGGCCCUUUCUUUCUCUCUCUCUCUCUCUGUAUGUAUAUAUUUGUAGGAGCAUAGGAAGCUGCUUUAUAUCAGGUAAGGUCACUGGUCAGUCUUGCUCAGAAUUGUCUACCAGUGACUGUCAACAGCUCUCCAGGAUUUCAGUCCGGAGGCUUUCCUAGCUUUGUCUGGAGAUGCCAGGUUUAAACCUAGGACCUUUUGAAUGCAAAGUGUGUGUUCUGAGGUACAGUCUUCAUGUAUGAUAAAGGGAAUAGCUCUCUUGCUCUGCUAGCAUUUAAUAAGAGAUCACUGGCAUAAUGUAUCAGCAUUGUUAAUGUGGUCUGUGGCAGUGCACAUUAGUUGAGUGAGUAGAUUACAUCAUCUCCAGUGGCAGUGAAGCACAGUUGUGGAAUGUUCAAUAGCUUAGAAACCUAUUACCUAUUAUAUGUGAGAAUGUAUAAAUAGGCAAAUUGGUCUGCAAAGUUUUAGAUCAUGUUUUUCCUUAACUAAGUUUAAAACACUUGCCAAGAACACAUUAAUAACAAUUUAAAAGCCGUUUUCAAUUGUUAAUGGCAACAAUUUUCAGCACUUUUGUCUAGGGAGAGCUUUUGUGUUGCUUAGGAGUGCUAGAACAUUAUUUUAUGGACUACAUGGCCCCAGCUGUUCAGCCUUAGCAGAAAAUUAACUUCUAGCCAAAGUGUAAGAUUUUAUACGUGUGUCUUGUGCUGAUAUCAAGUUGCUGAAGCAAGUUCUUUAAAGAUGCAGUAGAAAUAGACUAUAUAAAUUCAGAAAUACAUUAGUGACAGAACUUUAUGAAUAUGAAACUUUAUAUUACCUCUUCAAUCAAUUAUUGAAGGAAUGCAAAAGUAUAUCUUCCCAGGGUGAAAAAAAAUAGUCACGUAGGUUGGAUUGUCCUGAAAUCCAUCAUAAUUAUUGAAUACUUAUUAAUUGGAUGUUAGUCAGUUAGAUCGACAUUGUUGAAGUUGGUUUUUUUCUCCUUUAAAUUUACUGUGCUUCAAAGGUAUAAGCUGUGAAGCAAUAGUCUGUAUUCUCAAACAUGCCCCCCCUUACUUUGCAGUUGUCAAGUAAGCUCACUUGACAGUGUUAUUCCAAAGUGGAGAGGAGCAGGUUUAUAAAUUCUUAAAAAUAUUGUUAAUGUUUAGCUUUUUAAAAUAUGAUCCUGCAACAUCUGAGACUUUGUAAACAUUCCCAGUGAGCUAUUGCCUUUAACAUGAAGUGCUGCAGUAACAAACUUUGCAUUAAUGGAUUAUAUUAUGUUGAAUCUGAUUUUGGAAUGGGUCCUUCUAAAGUACAUUGACAUCAGUUCCUUUUUGACUGUCCAUUGAAUUAUACGAUUUGCACUUUUUCUUGACUAGCAAGGAUUUGAAAGAAUAUGUCCUUUCCUUGUCUUCAUUUCUGUAGGGUGUUGCCUGCUUAAAGCAUUUCCAACAUGCAAAUGAUAAUUUUUGUUGUUGGAAAUCUUACGCAAAGGGGAAGGGCUGUAGCUCAGUGGUAGAGCAUCUGCUUUGCAUGCAAAGGUUCCAGGUUUAAUCUCUAGUAUCUCUGCGUAGGGCUGGAAACCCUGAAGAGCCACUGCUAGUCAGUGUAGAGAAUACUGAGCUUGAUAGACCAUUGGUCUCAUAAAAAUUAAAUGGUCACACACUAAACCACAUUUGGUCACAGCUUCUGAGUGUAUGCACUCAGUAUAAAAGAUACAUCUUGAAUUAUCUCAUAAUUAUUUGUAUAUAUGUGUGCUUAUGCAUGUGCAUGUAUACCAAUGUUAUUACAGAGCAAUCCAGGCAUCUCUACUGCCGAGUACCUCUCCUUGUCCCCUUCCAUGGGUCUUUUCCCUCUUAAUAGCAAAGUGUUUAUCCAAGGACUAAAUGUGGAGCAGUUUACAUGGAUUUGUAAGCAAGCAAGUGACACAAAAAUUACCACAAGGAGAAAAAGAAGCAAAACAAAGUGCAGGCACAUAGGCAGCUUUCGUGCACUAAUUUAUAUUAUCCAGGGUCCCUGAAGGUAUAACAUAAAAAAGGGCUCCCCCCCCCCCUUCUUAAGAUGCUCGUAAGAAAGGGGCAUCUACUCUGGUGCAUCGGAGACUUAGGAAGUGACACAAGAGUGCAGGAAUGGGCAACUUGUAGUACAAGGUCAAGAGAAAAAUCUUAGAGGUGCCAUAGGUAGGAUUUUCUUCAUUCUUAUGAGUCGUAUCAUAUUGGUAAGGAAAAGGGAACUCUUUUCUCAGACCGGCUGUGAUUCUGUAAGGUCUGUUGCCUUCUUGUUGCACCCGUCUCCCCCACAUGUCUAGCAUAAGGUGUCUGAAUUAUUUUGCUCAUUAUUUUUCUCUUGUCAACAAGUGCUUCUCACAUGGGUCAUUUUGUUAGAUUUUUUUUAUUUGCUACUUUCAGGCCGUAGUAUAAGAAGAUUUCCUUAGAUGAGGCAGCUAUGACUUAGCUACUGUUGAGACUUGCAAGCGCAUCUCUAGUCCCUCCUGGAGCCAUUGCCCAUAUGUAAGUGAAAAGUCUGAAUGUAGGGCUUUUCCAUUGAGCAUCCUAGUGACCGGGGAGUGCAAAUGUUGAUGGGGGGGGGUUGCCUUUCAGUAUUCUCAAAUGCCAUAGAAACAGUUCUGUGUGCCACAUCUGGUGCAUGGACUACUAAUUGAUCAUCUAGAAGCCAUCUGAUUAAAGCUGGAAGCAGAGGUAAUAUGUGAUGUGUCGAUUAGUACUUAGAGGGUUCUGCUCUGGAACCCCUUGGGUUAGACGCGACAACUUUCAUAUUCUGUUUGUACUUGAUGCUAUGAGUUGUAGGAGGAAUAGUUGAGUCUUAGCUGUUUUAUCUCUUUAAUACUUAAAAUAAGAGUGCUAGAGUAUAUUUAUAUUGUGGAAGGAACUGUCGAAUGCUGAAGAAAACAACAGACUUCAGAACUUAAAAUGCCAUGGGCUCCUUAAUGAAACUUAAUUCAGGUCAUGAAGGCCUAUCAGUUCUGGUACUUCAUCUUUCCUUUCUGUUGGGGUUUAAGAGGGUAUAGUGGGGAGUGUCUGCACAUUUCACCAGAACCCCUCUGAUACGGCAGAAAUGAAUGGAAGGGUCACUAAGUACUUUGUACCUCUCAAAUCAGGGAUGCUAUAGGAUGGGACACCCUAUCUCUGAUGCUGCUUUGAAAUUAUGCACAUGCUGGGGUAGAAAUUGCAGUAACAUCUCUGUGCUGCAUUGCGGGCCUCCUGGCUCAGUUGCACAUCAGCAAAAAAGAUCAUAUGGAUCAGUUGCACAUCAAUGUGCCGUUGCUCUUAAAAUGGAUAUGUAUUUCUGCACUUGUAUAACUUGGCCUAAGUGAAUAUUUAUUUUUUUACUAAGUUCUCAACUGCUUGUUCUUUAAAUGUUAGCAAUGGUAUAUUCCAUUUGAUAUGUGAUAAACUAAUGUGUUUGAUAGUUCCACUUCCUUAUCUUUGAGGUUUCACAUGGCAGAAUCCAAGCUGGUACAUUGUACGUUUCAGGCUCAAGCUCAUAGUAAUGUAAUAGCUAUGUGUAUUCUGUUUGUUAAAUAGAACACUCAUAAGUCAUGUGUUUCCGAAAAAAAUAAUGUUGCAGUAAGAACCUCUUCACAUGUUUACUUAAAACAGUCUUCUCAAGCCUGGUGCCCUCCAUGGCAGUGCUGACUGGAGCUAAUGGGACUUAUAGUCCAAAACAUCCGGAGAGCACCUGGUUAGUGGAGUCUGACUUAAAAUGUUUUGUGUUGCCUCACUGUACCUCGCUAUCAAUUAAGCUUACAAAGCUUACAGCAGGGAUGAAGAACUUGUUUCAGCCUGAGGGCCAGAUUUGACCCUGCCCAACUUUCAUGGGUCUGCAUUCCAACCUCUGAAAGAAAAAAAGAAAAGUAUCUACCUCUUUUCCCUCCCUCCAUUGCCAAACACACUGCACAAGGCAUGCAACACACAGUAUUCCGUAUGUACCAAACAAACACUCAGCCACACACACAGACAGUCACUUAGUCUUGCAGACUGGACAUAUAGACACACAGGCAGGGUGUGUGCACACACAUACUCAGCAUUUCCAACCCUUACUCUCCAUUGCUAGGGUGAAGGUGACUGGAAAGCUCUCCCUCUUUCUUUCCUUUAAAGAGGAUCUUUAAAGCACAGGCAUCUUAUCUCCCAAUUAUAGCAUUAAAUAGCACAGUGCUAAGAUGGGUUGGGCAAUGGGGAAUACUGCCUUUUAUUUAUAAGGAGGAGACAGAAAGCUUAUUUCUGAUCUUAGUGCUAUUGUGUUUAAUGCCAAGAUCAUCCCUCUAACUCCUUUUUAAGGGUUAAGGGUUUUUAAGGUUAAGCCCUACAGUAUCUGAUCUAAUUAAUAGAUUCUAAUAAUCAGAAUAUAGUACAGGGGUCGCCAACCUUUUUGGGCCCAUGAGCAGAUUUGUAAAUCAGAUAAACUGUUGUUGGCACCACAUGUGAAGCAAGUUGAAGUGGUGCGUCCGCUCUUAAAGAAAACAUCAUUAGAUCCUUUAGAUCUAUCCAAUUACCGCCCAGUUUCGAAUCUUUCGUACCUGGGUAAGGUAAUUGAGAGAGCGUUUGCUGAACAGCUUGGUAGGUUUCUGGAGGAAACAUCGGCUUUGGAUCCAUUUCAGUCUGGCUUUCGCCCUGGUUAUGGGACCGUGAUGGCUCUGGUCGCCCUAACAGACUAUCUCCAUAGACAGCUGGAUCAAGGCAGGUCGGGACUGCUGAUUCUUCUAGAUUUGUCAUCAGCCUUUGGCGUGGUCAAUCAUGAACUUUUGGACCACCCCCUUGCCGACAUGGGCAUUCAGGGCACAGUCAGACAAUGACUGCGCUCCUUUAUCUCAGGUCGGGGACAGAGGGUGGCGCUAGGGAAGGAGUUGUCAUUGUGGUAUUCCUUGGUGUGUGGAGUGCCUCAGGGCGCAAUCCUUUCCCUAAUGUUUUUUAAUAUCUUUAUGCACCCCCUUGCCCAGAUUGUCCAGAACUUUGGGCUGGGUUGUCAUCAAUAUGCUGAUGACACCCAGCGUUAUCUGUUGAUGGAUGGCCGUCCUGACUCAGCCCCAGACACACUGACUUGGAAGCUGUGGCUGGAUGGCUGCAUGGGAGCUGGUUGAAGUUAAAUCCUUCGACAACAGAUGUCCUCUGGCCGGGGACGGGACGACAUGGGGUUGGGGGGCCAACUCCCAUCUCUUGCGGGGGCUCAAUUAGUGCCAGUGCGUUCUGUCAAGAGUUCGGGUGUAACCUUCAACGCCUCCCUCUCUAUGGAGGCGCAGGUUGCAGCUACAGCAAAGGCGGCAUUUUUCCAUCUCUGCCGUAUUAAUCAGUUGGUCCCUUACCUUUCUCACCCUGAUCUGGCCACAGUGAUCCAUGCGAUGGUCACCUCCAGGCUUGAUUACUAUAAUUCGCUCUAUGUGGGGCUGCCCUUGAAGCUGACUCAGAAACUCCAGUGGGUGCAGAAUGCCACAGCGAGACUCCUUAUGGGGUCCUCGUCACAGGAUCACAUUCAUCCAGUGCUUUACCAGCUGCACUGGCUCCUGGUGGAGUACAGGGUCAGGUUCAAUGUGCUGGUUUUGACCUUUAAAGCCCUAUGCGGCCUAGGACUCUAGUACCUAUGGGACCACCUCUCCUGGUAUGCCCCGUGGAGGCCCUUAAGGUCCAUAAAUAACAACACUUUGGAAGUCCUAAGCCCCAAGGAGGUUAGAUUGGCCUCAACCAGGGCCAGGGCCUUUUCAGCUCUGGCCCCAGCCUGGUGGAAUGCCCUGCUGUAGGAGAUAAGGGCUAUGUGGGAUUUGACAUCUUUCUGCAGGGCCUGCAAGACGGAGCUGUUGCACCUGGCCUUUGGGCUGGACUCAGUCUGACCCCCUUUCUCCACCCUUUUUCCUUUUUUUUAUGGAACCCCUUAUGUGGGAUUUUGUAUAUAAAUUUUCCCUCGACUCUUUUUGCUGGCCCAUAUAGGACCAGCAUGGAUAGUUUGGCCCUGGUGAAUAUUUGAUGUUUUCUCCCCUUACAAUCUUGAUUUAUGGGCUACCACUAAAACGAGGCUGCAUUUUAAGCUAUAUUUUAAACUGUAUUUUAAUCUACUUUGUUUGUUUGUUUUAAUGUUUUUAUUGUAUUUUAUAUUUGGUGUUAGCUGCCCUGAGCCUGGUCUUGGCCAGGGAGGGUGGGGUAUAAACAAAAAAUGAUGAUGAUGAUGAUGAUGAUGAUGAUGAUGUGUCACAACUCUCCCCUCCCCUGGUGUAGCAACCCUAAAAUUUGUCCUGUACCACAGUUAAGCCUGGGAGUAAAGCAUUCCAUUGUUUUAUUUGAAGCCUAAUUUCAGUUGGGGGAUGGGGCCCUGUGAGCAUCAAAGAAAGCCUCCAUGGGCACUUGUGUAUCUAUGAGCAUCCAUAUUGGUGACCCAUGAUAUAAUAGAUGUGCCAUUUGAGCCAUUAGUCAUGGUAAGGUGACUAAUGACAUGGGAUGAUUGACAGGUGGGUGGGGUUUUCUCAGACAGGCCUGGUUGGCCGGAUUAAGAUUAAAAAUAUAUUUUCUAGAAGUAGCGAAACAAUGUAAACAGAACAUGAAAAUGAGUAGAAAAUAUCUACAAAAAUACCUUGCAUUGCUAAGUCGCUGAAAAUCCCUUUUCUGAAGACUAAUAAAGAAGUUAUUGAUACAUAUUGAUAGAGAGUGCAUUCCAUAGCCAGUGGUUACAGAUUUAGGUUACAACUAGGGACACAAAAUGAAUAUAUGUACACUUAUGUUUGUAGUAUCUCUUCAGUCAUCUGCAUGUAGCAGAGAAUUGUGUGUGUGUGGUGAGAUAGGUACCGUAUGUUUAGCUAUUUUAGUGGCACUCCUGAUCUUUAAUAUAAGUUUCUUAACUGAGUGAAAUUAACCAUUUGUGACACAUUCAAAACCACUAACAGGUAUACCCGCAUUAAGGCAGCCAGUCAUCUUUGGUACUUUACAUGUGGUAAAGCUUUAAAAUAAAAUGAGAAGUAGCAGGUUAUAGCAAAGGUCUGUGGUGAGUUAAGUCUUAUGUUGGUCUUAUGUUGGAAACAGUUUUCUGACUUCAUCUGCAUAAAAAGUUAAACUGAGCUACCUACAGUAGUUGUGGAGUUUUAUUUGGGGACAUAUAAAUAUAUGAGGUAAGGGGUUGCCAAUGUAGUGCCCACCACUAAGGCCUCCAUUGGCACCCAUGGGCGGGGCCCCAGACUUUGAGCUUUCAUAAAAAAAGUACCGUAAGUCUCUAGCCCUCUAGAAAGAAAGCUAUGAAGCAAAAUGUGGAGGUACCUUUGCAAGUAUUUGCUAAAUAUGUGCCCCCAUACCUUUACAUACGCACCUCAAACCAGCAGUGACAGUGUAUAGCAGGUCCCAUUCAUAUGUGAAGACUUCAGAAGGUUAAACUUGUUUAAAUAGGCUUACAUUUUUUUUCAGAAAAGUGACAAGUUUUGAGAACAGUAUGGUUUCCCAUGUCCUUGGCCCAUUCUAUCAUAAAGAUUUCCUAGCUAUUAUUGCAUUACUGUGAUGUUUGUAUACAUAUUUUAUAACUGAUGUUGGCCAAACCAUUACUUUGAGGUUUCAUUUUUGGGUGGUAGCACAGCUUGCCUGGUAUAUGCAAACUUACAGGAGGAAGAGUUACAUUUUGUUAGAGGGAAAAUAAGAGAAACUAACAAGGGCUGUAAAUGUAGAAUAAAUAAUUAAAUUCUGGAAAUCAUGGGUUGUAUCUGUGUGUGUUGCACAGAUGGGGGGGCGGUGGACAAAUAGUGAAAAAUUGCUUCUAUCCCUUUCCUUACAACGGAAGCUUUAUUGUCAGUUGAGCAAUGCUGUUGAAUACAUGCAACCCCUUAUCUACACGUCUAAAUGACGUAAAUUGUUGGCAAACUAGUUUGAAAAGCAGGAUAUAAACAACUUAAAUAAAAAUCAAGUUAUUGAGAGUUUUUCUCUCUGGCUAAAAAGAAUGUAAAUCCUGUUUAGAACUCCUUAAGCUGAGUUUGGGCAGCUGCUAGUGCUGGGCCUGAAGCUUCAGCUUCUCAGGCAGAGAGCACAAAUUCUUACUCAAGUGUGACAUGGACAUCAUAGAGCUCCUUCAACCCUCUCUGAUAAUAGCAAGCCCUUCUGAUUGAGAAAUAUCAGGGAACUUCCUGCUAUAAGGUGUAUUCUGGUUGUGAUUUCUGUAGUAGUCUUACGCUAAGGAAGUUAGUUUUGGUGCAUGAGUGCAAUAGAAGAGUACGCUACUUAUUGAAAUGUUUGGUACAACAGAGGAGACGGUAGCUGUGUGGUUAGCCAGCCACCUACUUGGUUGGUGCAAGUAGAUUAGUGAGUGUCAGCUUCCCUGCACCCCUUAACCCUGUAAAGCAGGGAGAGGUAGCUACAAUAGUGCUGCAGCAUUCUUCCUGCACACUGGGAAAAAUAAUGCUGCAGUGCUGUUAUUUUUACCUAUGUCACUUGGGAGGGGGUAGCAGAGCAGAGGGAAGAGCCAGUAUGUACAGUAGCAGUUAAUAUCGCAGCACUCUGCUAUGAUACUAACUUGACUCCUGAUGGCCAGGUACUGCAGAAGUAAAGGAGACCUGGCUGGAAGGAGUGAUGAAGUACUAUUGGAGCAUAUGUUGGCGGCAAAAGACUGAGAGAUGAAGCUGCAGCACUGAUGCCCCAGUAUUCCAUCGCUGCAAAAAGUGUUGUGGAGAUGGGAGGAAAGUGUAUUUUUCCUAAACUAUUUGUAAGGUUAUUAUAGAAUAAUGUGGAAAACAAAAUAAAAUGCACAAUAUAGAAAGGAAGAAAUUGUGGUUUUAUUAAAGAUUUUCAGAGUCAACUGAAAUAAAGAAGGAUUCUGGGUAACUGCAAAUUAAUGAGACCAUUGAAACUGUUCUCUUGAGGUACAACAACUGUAGUUCUUUGGCCUCAUUAUUAUGCCUUUCUGUAGCAACAUUUUGCUUCUUAUUCUGAAAAUGUUUAUAGAGCUAUCACGUAAGAGAACUGGAAUAUGGCUUGUACGCAUGACAUAUUAUUUUGUAACUUGUAAUAAUUGCUUUUUUUAAAAGUGUAUAUUAGCAGUGCAGCAAAUAGCAGACUUUCAUUUAUAUGCAUGUGACUAAAUGCUGUAGGCUUCACUUCCAUGCACACUUAUCUGAUGGGAUUAUUGAUUGUGUAUAUGAUGGUUGGUGGUGAAUCUCCUUGACAUAAGGUGCAUUACUGUAUUUUUAAAUAAACACGUCUUCUGCACAGCUCUUCAAAUAGCUACCAUACUUUAUCUUUGGGAAACUAAGGGUGCCUAUGGGAUGCAUAUAAGGGUGCAGAUCUGGAGGAAGAGGCUGAGUGGAAUCUACAGCAGUCUUGCCACUCAAGCUAAGCGCCAAAUUAUAAAUUACUCAGGAGGUCUACUAUUGGCUCUCCCAAUGUUUUCUUUACAAAUGAAAUGCCAUAAUGGGUUGUCCAUUUGAUUAUAGCAGUGUGUGCAUUUAACAAUUCCACCAGCCACUAAGCCUUCCAAAAUGAAUGUCCCAAUUUAGAUUGCUCCUCCCCAAGCACCCCUGCUGAGGUAGAGAGGAAAAUGAAGUAACAUGCAGUUUUGCCCUUAUAGGCUUACAAUUUCUAAAGAUACAGGCCUCUAUCUAGCAUCCAGAUUAUUUCUUUCCUCAGGGAAAAAAAAGGCAGUAGAGACUAAUUAGUAUUAUUCUAGAUACUCCGGUAUCUCCUCUUCCUCAUUCUCCAAGGACUUUCCGCUUUACAUGAAAACAAAUUACAGCAUCGUUCAAUAGAGAUAGAGAGUGUAGAUUCCAACUGACAUGUAAAGAAGAUGCUAUUUCUUAUGGCUGCUGUAAAAAUUGGUUAGUUUUAUAGGUCUUGGGUUCAUAGUCUACAUGUAGUAUUAUCAAAUUCUUCAUCACCUUUGCUGCCGCUCUGGUCAGACACUUAUAGAAGAAUGGGGUAACAGUCUACCAGUAAGAACAGAACUGAAUCAUCCCCACCAAAUGCUCCUUUCAGUUGCAAAAAAUAUAAAAAAAUCAAAGCAAUGGAAAGAACCCAGCUUGAUCUAUCUUAGAAGGACACAGAAAUAAAAGGGAAUGGUUUUGUUUAUGUAAUGGAGAAAAUGUGCUUCCCUGCUGGAAAAUUAACUUUAAGAUGAGUGUUCAACCUGAUAACUGGAUUCCAUCCAGUUAGUCUGCCUGUAACCAUCUGAUCUCUUUAUUUCAGCUUAAUACUAAUAUGAGGACUUUGUCUCCGGCUUCAUGUUGUUCUGAAGGCAGCCCUGUUUAGGGAAGUUUUUAAUGUUUUAAGUUUUAUUCUGUUUUUAGUGUUCUGUUGGUAGCCGCCCAGAGUAGCCGGGGAAACCCAGUCAGAUAGGUGGGGUAUAAAUAAUAAGAUUGUUUAUUAUUAUUAUUAUUAUUAUUAUUAAAUUUCUUGUAUCCUGGGCUUUAACUUUUCUCCUCAGACACAUUCUGAUUCUCAAAAGUCCAGAAAGCAUCAAAGACUUUCAAAAUUAUGCAAAGAGCAUCAAGAGAGCCAGGUCUUGGUGUUCUAACAUUUUUUAUUUAGGGGAGAAAAACUAUGAGACUGUAUGGCAUUCUACAAAUUGAAAACAACCGACAGACCUUUGCUGCAAUCCUAUAUAUUUAUAAGAUUGAGCUGGGAAUAAGCUCAACUGAACAUACUGUAACUUCUUGCUGGGGUGGGGGGACGGACAUGUAUAGAAUUGCUCUGUAAGAAUGCUCCCAUCCCCUAAUGCAUUCACACAGAUCUAGCAAGGGGAUUUGCCUGUUUUAUGUUGUUCUUAUUGAACUGGCUGGUUGUGUCUUUUGAUGGGAGAUACACCAAGGCUAGUUGCACAUGAUUACAGCUAGAAUGUACCUGUGAGUCUUACUUCCUGAGUGGUUUGGGCUGCUGCUGCUGCUGCUGAUUUUAUUAUUAUUCUUAUUAGAAUUUAUAUACCACCCUAGACCCAGAGGUCUCAGGUCGGUUCACAGAAUAAAAUCAAAAUAUAAAAUCACAAAAUACAUAAUCAAAAUAAAAACAACAACCCAAUAAUCUUCCUCCACACACAUUUUAAAAGCAUAUAAAGCACACAGCACUUUGGCCCUCUUGGAAACAUGGUUACUUAUGUUGUAAAUAUUGGUAUAGGUUGGACCCCCCCCCUAAACCCUAGAAAAUAAUAAAUGGUAAGAUUUUGACUAUUUGGGAUAUGAUGGGAAAAUCCAAGCUGCAUAGGAAUUCCUCGGCAAGCCUAUGCAAAAUGAUGUGGGCAAGCAAAUGAUGUGGCCAAGCUAAUUACUGGGAUGAAGUACCGAAGACCUGUCACCUUUUUUUAAAAGCUAUAAUUCCUUCAAUUCAGUUUUGUUGAGUUUUAUUACUAGAGAUUAACAAAGCUACAGCACAUAUUGUUAGCCCAAAUUAAACAUUACAUUUUCGAUUCUUCUAGAGAAGAACUGCUCCUUCUUAAAAUGGGAAGAACAUGUGGGUAGUGGUCUGAGUCCCCAUUUUUUGGAUCUUAACACAGAAUUAUUAUUAGUUAAUACUUCCUACUGAAACAGCUGUAGACAUUCAGGGUGAGAUGUCUCCGUCAACUUAGCAUUACUACCUGGCAUGAGUCUUGGUUUUGGAGUGCAGGAUUUAGGGUGCAAGAAAAGGAAUUACAAUAGUACCUCCGGUUACGUAACCCUCUGGUUACAUAAACUUCAGGAUGCGAAAGCGGCAAACCCGGAAGUAUUUGACCGGGUUUUGCCCCACACGCAUGCACAGAAGCGGUCCUCAGGUUGCGGAAACCUUGGGAUCCAACUGAACCUCCAGAAUGAAUCCCUUCCGCAGCCGGAGGUACCAUUGUACAUAAAACCAUUGAAGUUGCCAUGUUUGGAUGCAUGUACAAAAUUAAACUGGGAUUUGAAUAUGCUUGUUCCAAGGGGCAAAUUAUAUUUCUGUUCACACAUAUUCAUCUUAAAGCUACAUCCUGCUUCAAAAAAAAUCUUUGAUCUAAUCUGCUCAGUCCAUCUAACCUUUAUAUUAUGCAAAAUCUUCUUCUAAAGGAGCCUCAGCUAUUCAGCACCCCAGGAAAAUCAUCCUUGGGUCUUGCUGCGACGACUGCUUCAUGAUGUCACGGUGCUUUUAGACUAUGCUGCUUGAUAAAGGUUGAGAAGGCAUGUGUACAGUUGCUGGUCAGUGCUUUAGUACUACUGAAUCCUGUGUACUUACUCAGAUAUGAUCAGAAGAGAUACCAAACUGAUAGUUUUCAUAAUAAAUGGUCUAAUGUUUUUUCAUCUUGCAGAUGUUCUAAAGCAAGGCUGCAAGCAUAUUUCUUUUCUGCAGAUAAUUGCAUUUAGUGAUACAGACCCUAGCUUAUGAAAUGUACUGUAAUAAAUUACCGGUACUACUUCAGAUACUACAGAACCUCUUGUCUUUGCAUUUAAAGAACCAUCUAGGCACAAAACUGACAAGUAAUAUGGGAGAUAGUAAAGUUUUCACCACCUUGGGAGCUUUCUUGUACCAUUCUAAUGUAUUAGGGCAGUUCUCAAAAUUUUUAUUUAUUUAUUUAAUUUCUAUACCGCCCUAUACCCGAAGGUCUCAGGGCAUGAAUUCAAAUCUGAAACUAAUACUGUUAGUUUGGGAACAAGUGGGAGGAGGCAGAAAUGGACAUAACAAAACACCACUGUGAAUUGUUGCACAAUGUUUUCCAGAGAUCCACAACCAAUAACACCACAUUAAGUGAGAUAAGGUCUUAGAUGUAGCAUAGCCAUGCCUGGUACAGUUAGAAGCCCAAAUAGAUAUUUCUUGAGUUAAGGAGGCUUGCUGUGCCAGUGCUUUAAGAAUCUGCUCCAAGAAAAAUGCAUAUAUUAAGUUAAAUUAACUGGACCCUUUUUUAUAUUGUAAUCAAAUACUACAAUCAGACAUGCUGGCUAAACAAGAAAUAGUCAUUUGAUGUAAUACUGCACAAAUGCUUUCAGUUCCCGUGUGUUUUGCUUAUGCUAUGAAAAAGAUCUGAAUAACAGCCAGGCUUUAUGUUUCCAGAAAUGGGGAUCAGCCAUUGCCUGUGUAUCUCAGAAUUCUAGGUGUAACCUGAUACCUGCGGUACCUAGCUGCAAGUAAUCGCCAUUUUACAGAAUCAUAGGAUCAUAGAAUUGUAGAGUUAUAUUGGAGCUAAAAUAUCCACCUUAAGUUUCAUAUUUAUUUUUAAAUUCCACUGCCCCGGUCUUUCUUAUCCCCUGCCUUAUAUAAUAGCAAACCUGACAGAUAAGAGAACUUCUGGAAAAUUAUUCUGUGAGAUUUUUGUUGGUCCUAAUAAAAAGUAUUGCCCAACAGUGGAUUUUGGAGUCUUAACUGUUGAAAAUAAUGUAAAUUGCAUUAGAAAGAAGGUAACUGAAUUGCUUCCACUGUCUUGUUAUGGAUGAGUCAUGUCUUUUUCUUUUCAUUGCCUUACACAUGACUCUGAAGCUUCAAUUUGUAGUGUAUUUUGAGACAUAAAAUGUCUUCACACAGAGAGAGGUUUGGAAUUUUGUAAAGCAGAAAAGGAAAAUCAUUUGCAAAAGCUGAGCAGCUAUACUGAAAGUACCUGCUAGAAACUCCACAGAUACAGUCUAUGUACUGACGUCACCAACGUAUGAUCUCAGUACUGUGCUUUCAUUGGCUGAAGUGCUAUUUCCUUUCAGAGUCCAGUUUCUCAAAUCCCAAUCAGAGUUAGCUGAAUUCUGAAUGCAGGUUGGUCGGUGAUGCUGGCUUAGAGUGGGAGUAGGGUUACUAAUAAGCAGGCUUUCGAGAAACCAUUCCACUGUGAGAAAUGGUGUUUAUCUUUGCCUUUGUGAGAAAUUGUGUAACUUAGCAGUGCAUACCAGCUAGCUAUUGAAGUCUAGAUCUGAUCAUGCUUAUGUACAAAUACAGAAGAAAGGUUUUGUUGAUUCACUCACUUUUUAAUCUUGAGGAAAUGGCUAAACAUAGUUUUUUGAACUGCCAUUAGUAGCUGUUUCUGCUUCAGUGAACAAAUAAAAUCUGAGCCUUCUGCGAAAUCAGGAUUUUCUUUUCUUUUUGCAUAAAUAUGGUUUGGGGUAAUUCAGGGGAAGUGCAACUUGCUUGACAAUGAAAUAUUGAAUAUCAAACAUAAUUUUAUGGAGGAAAAGGCUAAAAGCAAUAUUUUGAAAAAUGAAAGCUGGGUUUUCUAGGAUUCUAUCAAGAGCACACAAGAGGCAGAAAAUAACUUAGAGGAGUAAAAGGUGCCCUUUAAUUUGUUAGUGCAAUUCAACACUAAGUUUUCUAGGUGAUUUGGUAGCUGUUGUAUUGCUUCAGUGAAACAUGGGGAAAUCCUCAUUUUCAUAGUGGACUGUUUUAAGUCUUUAUCAUUUUAUUCCCCUCUCCACAGUAACACAUUAAAUUAUGUUAUGCUUGGUGGCUGUAAAAUUAAAUUUGGGAGCUUAUUCUAAAGUCCAUGUGCCUAUGUACAUCCUUACAUAAUGUUAUUUUGGAAUUGUUUGAAUUUCCUUUUUGUAUUUUAUUUAUACUAUAAACCACCUUGUGUGCAUUAUAUCCCAAAAGGCAGCCUAUAAAACCAAUACUAAAUAAAAAAUCAACCGUUAUGCUCCUACAUCUCUAGCACUGUUUUAAUACUGUCACUUAAUUCUGUAAUUUACUAUUAUGCUAGUACUGUUGAAACAGGUGUGGAUAGUUCCUGCAAGUGACCAAAGUGACUUGUUAAAUCAGAAAAUUAAAUACUUCACCAAUUGUGCUUUAUAGGAUGAAGGAUUUGCAUUUUUAUAUUGCAGCUUCGUUCCAAAUGGAUACUAAUUUACCAAGCAGAUGCUGAUUGACCAUAGAAGCUAUUGUGUUAUAUUCGCUGUACAAAUAAUAUCAAAAGGUACAAAUGCCUUAUAAAUGUGAGGACCUAGUGCCAGUCUUGAGGUACCUUCAUGGGACUGUUCCAUCUCUGCAUGAAUAGUACCAGUGAUUUUAAGAGAGCUUUCAAUGUAGCAAAUAAAUUAAGAUAUUUUAAUGUUAAGAAAAUAUAAGCCUUUUGCAACCAGUUCCUAGAGCAGUUUCCCACUCAUUUUCAACAAGAUACAUUCCUUUAUAAACAAGUAUUUUUCAAGUGCAGAAUCAUUUCUCAUUCUUUCCCUGUGGUAUUCCCCACCUCCUUGCUUUGUGGUGUGCAGACCACCAAAAAAAGGAGGAGGUUUUGAGGUUCCUCCCACCCCCAAUAUACAAAAUAAGUCUUACUUUGCCUCAUUUUGUCUAAUGUCUCUUUAAGUUCUUGAUAUUUAGGAUUGGUCUUCUUUCUGCCCUUGUAGGUAGGAAGGCAUUCAGCACUGGUUUGGGUCCACCACCAGGGGUAAAAGGCUUUUUCUGAGUGGCAGAAACUUCCUGCCAGUCCCUGCUGUUUCCAGCCUGGGACAGUGGACAGGCUUUUAUGGAGUCCUGAAAAGAGAGAGAGGCAAGAGCAAAGAGGGCUUUCUAGCCUCAGAACUGUUGGAGCCUUUUAUCACUCCCUGCGGUUUACUCCCUCUGUGCCAGUUCAGUAAGAAAAACCAAGGACUGCAGGAAGCUGCUCUCCAGCACUCUUUUUGUGCCAUAGAGACUAGCUGGAUUCCUCAGCCUCCACCGCAUCCAAAGGCAGGGACCACGGGCACCAGUCUGGCAAUAUAGAAGAAUGUUUGGGUAGGAAGCUUCAUCUCAAUUUGUUUCUUCGGGAAAUGUGCUACUGCUGCAUGGCAACAAUGGCCAGUGGGGAGGGGAUUUAAAACCAUUAAAUUAACACAAGCUUUUAUUUUUUUAAAAAAAAAACCUAGAAUAUCCUGUAGAGCUUAGAGAAAAAUAGGAAUACGACAAAGCAAAAAUGUGUGCUCCUUGUAUUUCCUACUUCCAGUAAAAUGGCAAUUUGGGGGAGGUAAUUCUGAGCUAGACAAGAUCUUGGGCAGGAGGGUGAAGCAGUGACCUUGUGACUAACUGUCCAUGUAGACUACCCAGUCUGUUUGGGAUUUUUUUUUUAAGUAUAGGCAAAUAUUUCAGAGUCCCAUGAUGUGUAGUUUGCACUUUGGUUCAAUAUGUUUGUUUUCUGUUCAACAAAAUAGGGAUGUACUUUUAGGUGCCCUGGUGGGACAUUUUAAUUUGGAGAUAUAGGGAAUGCUUCCCUUCUGAUUUUCAGCAGCAUUUGUUAUUGUGGACCAAUAGUAUCUUACUGCAUCAUCUGGAACAUCUAGUAGAUGUUGGCAUCUCACUGAUUUCACUCUGUGUCAUUUUGUUAGAACAAUCCCAGAUGGUGGUUAGCCAGCCCAUCCUCUGGGAGAUGUAAUAGUGGGUUCCACUGGCAUCAGUUUUAUUACCUAUAUUACUUAAUAUAACUAUAAAGCCACCAGGAGAGAUAAUGCAGAGCUUUGUGGUUAGGUAUAAUCAAUAUACUUCUGUCACUACAUCAAGCUUUAUUUUUCUUUAAGCAACUUCUCUGAAUUGGUUGGUGGAAGCUCUCCUAAGGUAGAUGACAGUUAAGCAGAAGCUGAAUCAAGACAAGGUGGAGAUUAUGUUGACUGGGAGGCUUGAGGCUCUGAGAGUGUGAAGUGUACCUAUUAUCAGUAGUAUAUUUGUUGCUUUAUUGGAGCAGGUAUGCAUCUUGAAUCUAUUUCUUCCCAUGGAAAAGCAGUGUCCUUUCCAACCACCCCCAGUUGCAUCUGAUAUGCUGUUGUUAUCCUUUUUUAGUGGAGGUAGAGAACUUGCACCAAGUUUAUCUAUACCUUUGUAAUUUCCAGGAUUCACUACUGCUGUGUGCCAUAAGUGGGGUUGCUGAAGACUAUUCAAAUACUGUACUGCAGUUAGUGCAGAAUAUCAUAUGCCUGCCUGUUUGUGGGGGAUGGCAGAUGGAAACAUAAUUGACUGUACUUUGCCAGUUGCACUGCUGCUGUUGAAGUUCUUGGCCCAAUUUCAUAUGUUGAUUUUUGAAUGUAUGUAUUUAUAAAUGUAUUUGCCAUUAUUGGUUGCAGCUGGAGAAAGAAGGGUUAACUGCCUAAUUGUUGCAUGUGUGAUUUUCCUAAAGGGUGCACCUGGAAAGGGAAGGAUUAACUCUGUCUUCCCCAGCUGCAAACUCCUCAAGCUCACCCUGCAGCAACUGGACUUGAAAAAGACCACUCCCCAUUAGAGCCCACUAACUUUUUAAGAUCUUCAUUGAGAACUUCCCUGUUGCUCUCCUACCAGGGAGGUUAUUUGUUAAUGGUAAGCAGAGUGUUAUUUGGGCUGCACCAGCUUUUUGGAAUGAACGAACACACCACCACCACAUAUCAUUUUUCUUCCUUCCUUGCCUUUAGAUGCAAGUCCCAUUUGUUUGGGAAUAUUAGAUGGGGGGAGGAAUUUGAUUUGGUUUUGAUGUUUACUUUGAAUGAAAUGGUUUUAAAUUGAAGUUGUCAGUGGCCUUAAGCAAUUGUAGAAAGGUAAGAUAUAAAUAUUUUAAAUUAAGAAAUAACUUGCGUCACAGUCCAGAUAUCUGUAAUGUCCAAGUCAGACAGUGUGGAGUAAGAGAGAUUGACUGAACUAACACCCUUAUUUGUGUGCUGCUUGUCAUUUAGGCCAUCUUUCCAUUCUUCCACAUGGAGUACUUAGCACAUCAGGCUUGUACACAAAUAUCUUAUUCGAGUUUCUGGGUGCGCAUAAACUGCACAAAUAAGCCUGAGUUGCUAGGUGCUCUGUGAAGUGGAGCAGAAAGCCUUUGGUUGCCUUCUGUUUAGCUUGUGCAUCUAGCGGAAAUGCAGCAUUGCAAGAGCAGCAUGGAUUGAUCCUCCAAAAGGUCUGACACUCUCCUCUCCAUAUGUGUGUGUACACCCACAGAUUAACUGUUUGGCAGGUGUACCUGGCCUUCUGAAAAUGCACAGCUGCACACAGGUCCACUCCUGAGUUAUUCACAAACUGCCGAGAACUCGGGAAGGACUCUCAAACAUGUGGAGGGGAUGGGCCGUACACAGCCAGUCUCAUCCUCAGGCAGAAUGAAAUACUUACCCCCAGGCAGCAGGGGCAGGAAAUGGCAGCAAAGUGUUGAAAGACAGAGCUGGGUGUCACACAGCCUGCCCUCCAGCUCCUAUGCUGGCAUUCUGUCCUGAGGUGCAAUGCAGGGUCCACUUUUGCUAUUCUUGAAAUGAAUUAUUUUAUUUAUUUAUUUAUACCCCGCCCAUCUGGCUGGGCCUCCCCAGCCACUCUGGGCGGCUUCCAACAAAGAUUAAAAAUACAUUAAAAUGUCAUACAUUAAAAACUUCCCUGAACAGGGCUGCCUUCAGAUGUCUUCUAAAUGUAAGGUAGUUGUUUAUCUCUUUGACAUCUGAUGGGAGGGCGUUCCACAGGGCGGGCACCACUACUGAGAAGGCCCUCUGCCUGGUUCCCUGUAGCUUUGCUUCUUGCAGUGAGGGAACCGUCAGAAGGCCCUUGGUGCUGGACCUCAGCGUCCAGGCAGAACGAUGGGGGUGGAGACGCUCCUUCAGGUAUACUGGGCCGGGGCCGUUUAGGGCUUUAAAGGUCAACACCAACACUUUGAAUUGUGCUCGGAAACGUACUGGGAGCCAAUGUAGGUCUUUCAAGACUGGUGCUAUGUGGUCUUGGCGGCCGCCCCCAGUCACCAGUCUAGCUGCCGCAUUCUGGAUUGGUUGUAGUUUCUGGGUCACCUUCAAAGGUAGCCCCACAUAGAGCGCAUUGCAAUAGUCCAAGUGGGAGAUAACCAAAGCAUGCACCACUCUGGCAAGACAGUGUGAAUAGCAAUAUAUAAAUUCUUUUAAUAGUGAAUAAAUAAAUAUUUGCAAGCUGACCUAUGUGUAACAAAGACUAAAUCUCACUGACAAAUUUAAUAACUCUAAAACUGAACUGGCCCCUCAGAUGAUAAAAUGGGUGUAAGACUCUCAGGGUGGAUUCAGGGGUGCUCUGUUAGGGUGCUGAUUGUAUUUGUGCUGACUGUUGGAUGACUCUCUCUGUCUCCCCCCCUCUAUAUGAAUGGUCCCCCCCCCAUGUAUUGUCAGAAUAAGUCAAUCUAGUGGGUGUCAGCACCACUAAAUGAUAGGUAGUAUUGGGGUUAUAGUACCCCAGGUGAGAGGCAGAAUAGGCUGCCUGAGAUUUACCUUCUCUCAUUCUCUCAUGAUCUUUUCUCUCUCCCCUCCUUUCCUCUGCCUUCCCCUGUGUAGUUUUCUUUCUUUGUGUACUGGUUGGUUGGUUGCUAUAUGUUGAAUGUUCUGGCUUUUGCUAGAACUCUUAUUAAGGUGGCUUCCUUACUAUCUGCAGAGUUUUGCCCAAAGAGUAGCACUGAGAGAGUAAGCUUUGGCCCUUGGUGUUUAACAAUCUUGUGCUGGCUUAGGGUGCCUUCUAAGCCCUGACUUGCGGCUGGGGAGACACACCCACCCACAUAGGACCACUGUCCAGCACAGGAAAGUCACCAGCUUCUAGAUCAGUCAUACCUCCCAUUCUCAACAUCUGCCUUGUUUAGAUUUGGCUUCAGUUUAUUAAUCAUUAUUCAGUCCAUUACAGAUGCCAGGAAUCCACUCAACCAGCUCACCUUGUUUUUCUGGAAAAGGAGGAAUAGAACUGAGUGACAUUGGCAUACUGAUAAGCUCAACUCCAAAUCCUUUGAUAAACUCUUCAGUAGUUCUGAAUAUAUAUUUAAAGGGUAUGGGGAACAAGGCUAAACCAUACAGCACUCCCUAGCAUAGGUCUAGCCAAUGUGGUGUCCUCUAGAUGUUAUUAGACUACAACCACAAUCAGCCCCAGCCAGCAGGUCCAGGGAUCAGGGAUGACGCAAUCUGCUGUGUAACUGCAUCUGGAGGACACCAUAUUGGCCAGCCCUGCCCUAGUGCAACUAAAGGGCAGGGGUCCUGACCCAAGCGCUACCUUCUGAGGUCUACCCAACCAAGAGUGGAACCAAGAUGCAAUACUCCUAUCAUGCAUCCUCAGUAGACGAUAUCAUCCAUACCAUCUUUCUUGAUUAUCAAAAAUGGCAUAUAGAUCCAAGAGAAUUAAAAGGUUUUAGUCUCUAUGUGUAGCUCCCAGCAUAGGUUCUCCACCAGGAUAAUAGCAGCAGUUUCAGACACAGGGAUUUGUAGAUUUGCUCUAGCCUUUCAGGAGAACACACAUGUGCAACCUCUUCAAGCAAGAUAGCACCUUCAUAAUUAUAUGCAUGUGAUAUAUGUUCUUAAUAUAUAUGUGUGAAGCAGUCUGUUAUCCUUUUGUUGAUACAAUCUGAUAUCUCUGAAGUUCUUAAAAAAUCUCAAGUAAACUUGAAGAAUGAUUCUUAAUCUUGAUACUUUUUUUCACUUGCAGUCUCAAGUCUGUAGUGUAGUAACAGGCAAUGUUUUAAUUUGAGGAUGUUGCUAAGUCCAGUAGAUAAUUCAUUAAAAUAUUCUUCCUGCACACUGUUUUUCCACAGUGUUGAGAAAGAAUAGGCCUUUAGAAAACUGAACAGUAUGUUGCAAAAAAUGUGGAUUGAUACUUUUUUACCAAUGAAGAAACAAUAUUUGGUUAUUUAGCAUCAUAGUACUUUGACACAAAUUGAAGUCCUGACACUUUGUCAGUAGUCCAGUGGCUUUUAUGGCAUGGAACUGCAUUGCAACAUAAAUUGCCAGCGUGGCUAUACAGACAUAUAAAGCCAAUCCAAAAAUGCCCUGGUCUUUGCAAGCAUAGCCUUAGGCUAAUUUUCAGUAAAAUAGAUUAGAGCAUGGCCAGUCCUAGGGUCAAGGGCUGGAAUUUGGAUUAUGUACUAUUCUCCUUAUAUAUCUGGAGGGCCAGUCUUCUCUGGAUAUAGAACAUGGAAGUAUGUUGUUGUAGUUUGAAAAAAGUAGGAUGUGUUCCCGAAGAACUUCACAGUCAACUUCAGAAUUGUUGCCAAGCAACAAAAUGUGUUACUUUCCAUCAGCCCCACUCUCUCAUGGUGCUGGGCUCAAGUAUUGUAUUGUCACUGAAGGCAGAACUGUGACUGGUGCCCGAAUUUACAGUGCCUUCUGCAAGACCAGUGUCCUGCAGGUGUCCAACAGAUGGCCCAAUCCAUAACUCUUUUCAUGCUUUUAAAAAAAUAAAAAUUCCAAAAUCUGUUCUAGGUGUGGUUUAAAUUUUAUGGCGUCCAACCCACAUAAGCAAACAAAACCAAAAACUCUGUAAUCGGUCUGGCAUUGGGCACUGGCUCCUUGUGGUUCCAUGAUGGAAGAAAGGUGGGCUAUCGAUGUGAGAAAUGUGAACGUGCGCAAUUUGAGGAGGAUAUAGCAAAAAAAAAAACCUCUAUCCUGGAAUCCGGCUGUUUUGUAUGCUGCCAACUGAAUCUGAUGCUUGAUCAGCAACUCAGAGUUUGAAUGACUAGGUUAAAGUUCAGUGUAAUUUAAAUUGGCUUGAUUCAGCAAGUGCAAGAACAGGGAACUACUGUACUUAGGGCACUUAAAAGUAGCCUUUGAAACAGAAGUCAGUGAAUCAUCUUAACUACUUUAGUGUGGUAGGCAUUGUAGAAGUAAAUAGAAAAAUAUUUUGAGUAAUUUAUUAUUCCUUGCCAAAUCAUCUUUCAUUUAAACCAGACAUUUUUUAAAAACUGAAUUUUCUGUUUUAGUACCACAAUCUCAGAUGAAAAGGGAUUUCUAUCACUUUCCUUUUCUUUCUCUCCAGUUCUCACAGGUCUUUAGUGCCAUACAAUGCUUUACCUAAAAUGUAUUAUUUCCUGAUUGAAUCCCUUAUUUAAUAUUUUGAGAUAUCAUUAUAAAGCCAAAAAAGUAAACCAACAAAAUCUCUCUUCCAGCUCUUCCUCCAAAGCCCUCCAAACCAAUAACUCCAGUAAACACAAGUGGGAUAAAAGAGAAUUGCAGUUCAUCACUGCAGGAUGCCGAAUGGUACUGGGGAGAUAUUUCAAGGUAAGAUUUUUUUUUUCCUGGAGGAGAAUGUGGCUUACUUUCAGCUUUCCUUUAUAUCAUAGGUUGGGUACAUUUCUCAGCCUAAGGGCUGUAGGUAUCCUCUUCACCAGCCUCCUGGAGGCUGCAUGCCUUCCCCACAUGCAAAUCACAUGCAUACCCCACAUACCAUACCCACAAUCUUAUAUGUGCAUCAUGUUAACUUUAUUGAAGCUUUAUUUUUUUGUGGGGGGUAUUGGAGAGAGAAGGAAAGUUCUUCUUCAGCUGCACUUUCUGGGAAGAAUGUCCCACAUACGCCCUCUACAAUCCACUUUUCGACAAAAAUAGACUUUUAAUUGCUCCAAUAGAAGGCAUUUUUGAAGCUUGAUUGUGAUGUGUGGAGGGCUGCAUCACACAUGGAAGGAAAAGUCCCUGAAUAAAGCCAUUUUACACAUAAUUGCAGUGGGAAAGGGACAGAGUGAGGUGGGGGCAAUGCAGGCAGGAUCCAGAGGCCCUAGGAGUCACAUCUGGGCCAAUGUUUCUAUGCCCCUGCUUUGUAUGUACAUAUUAAAAUGUAUUAUUAUUAUUCAGGUAACAUUGUGAACGGAUUAAUCUUAAAUUUAGUGCACAUACAGUGGUGCCCCGCAAGACGAAUGCCUCGCAAGACGGAAAACCCGCUAGACGAAAGGGUUUUCCGUUUUUGAGUUGCUUCGCAGGACGAAUUUCCCUAUGGGCUUGCUUCGCAAGACGAAAAUGUCUUGCAAGUCUUGAGAUUUUUUUGCUUUUCCCCCCUUUAUCUAAUCUGCUAAGCCUUUAAUAGCCUUUAAUAGCCUUUUAGCAGCUAAUCCGCUAAGCCUUUAAGCCUUUAAUAGCCGCUAAACCGCUAAUAGCGCUAAUCCGUUAAGCCGCUAAUAGGGUUGCUUCGCAAGACGAAAAAACCGCUAGAUGAAGACUCUCGCGGAACGGAUUAAUUUCGUCUUGCGAGGCACCACUGUAUAUCAUUUUCUAAACUGUGCUGUCACCAUUUUAAAACAGUUAAGAAAUCUGUAAUAUUUUCACUAUGAGGCCGGGGUUAAGAACAUAAGAAAAGCCUGCUGGAUCAGACCAAAUAAUAGCCAACAUCUAGUUCUCAUGGUGGCCAACCAGAUGCUCAUGAGGAGCCUGCAAGCAGAAUGUGAGCACAAUAGCACUCUGCUCACCUCUGCUAUUCAGAUGCAUACUGCCUACAAGAGUAGACCCUAACCAUCCUAACUAGUAGCCAUUGAUAGACUUAUAUUCCAUGAAUUUGUCUAAUCAUCCUCUAAAGCCAUCUAAAUUGACCACAACUUAUGAGAAUGAUUUCUAUAUGAUUUUUUCUAUGCACUGUGUUAAUUAAGAAUUGUUGGAUGUGCCCAAGUUCUAGUGUUAUGAGAGAGAGAGAUACUUUCUCCACUCCUCUAUCAUGUCUGCUCAUACUUGUCUUUUAUAUGAACCAAAAAGCCCCAGGUGUUGUAACCUUUCCUCAUACUAGAGUCGCUCCAUCUGCUUCAUCAAUUUGGUAGCCCUUUUCACAAACUUUUCCAGCUCUACUACAGCCUUUUUGAGAUGAGGUGACCAGAACUGGUACACAUCAUUCCAACUGUGAUCACACCAAAGAUUUGUAUAAUGGCAUUACAAUAUUGGCAAUUUUAUUUUCAAUACUUUUCCUAAUGAUCCCUAGCAUGGCUGCCUCACACUGGAUCAGUAUUGUCCACUAUGAUGCCAAGGUCUCAUUCCUCAUCAGUCACUGGUAGCUCAUAUCCCAUUGGCAUAUAUGUAAAAUAUGGUCCCAAUGUGUACCAUUUUAAACUUGCUCAUAAUGAACUGCAUCUGCUAUUUCACUGCCUGUUUACUCACUGCAGAGAGAUCCUUUUGAAGCUCUUCACUGUCCCUUUUUGUUUUAACCACCCUGAACAAUUUGGCAAUUUUAAAAUAAAACCAUUUAUAUUAAGUGUCACAAAUAAAAGGAAACCUGAGUUUAAUUAACUUUUCAUAUUGAAUCCAUGAAAUUAUCUUUUCAUAUUGAAUCCAUGACCACCUGUCUAACACAUUUCAGUUUAACAACCUCUUUUCUAUGUAAAAGGAGAAACCAGGGAUAAAAAUGGCACUUUUGAGAACAAACAUUAUAAAUAUGAUACUCAGGGCAUGUAUUGUGCAAAUUACAAAUAUUUUGACUCUGCUAGCAAAGCAGCAAAUUUUUUAUCUCAUGAAAGAAAUUCUUCUGCUCAGUAACUGCCAAGCAUUGCUUUUAGAAAGUUAUCAGUCUUUGAAUAAGUGAUCUUUCAUGGUGCCUUUGGAUAUGUACAGAGAGCCAAACAGAAAUCCUUAAUUUCACAGUUGCUCUCCUGUCUCUAGAUAAAUAAUAAACCUCUAGUCUUAUUUUGAAUAUCAUCCUAGGCAGUAUAAAGUUUCUACUUACUUGUAAACCAAUAAAUUUUAAUUGUUUAUAAUAAACAAUUACUAUCUUGUUAUAAAAUAAAUGAAAUACAACUUCUCUAUAGGACAUUAGGGCAGUAUGAAGCAGCCCUUUCUUUAUUUAAUCAGAUACAGUUAAGUGUUGGUGCUCAACUAUUGGCCUCCAUUUAAGAAUGAGGCUUCAGGUGCAGCUGCUUCCAGAUUCUAAAAGUUCAAAUUUACCUUUGAAAAUUCUUAAGACAGAUUACAAAUACUAUGUAUUGGUCAACAUAAAACUGGAAUGAGACAAUUUUAAAGAAAAAUAAUUUCAGAACCAAAGUAAAGGAACCCCCCACACACACCACACACACUUGUAACAAUGAGUGGUGCUGUUAUGAAUGAGUAAUACUUUGAUCUACAUUUUGUUAUUCCAGGGAAGAGGUAAAUGACAAAUUACGAGACAUGCCGGAUGGAACAUUCCUGGUGCGGGAUGCAUCAACAAAGAAACAAGGAGACUAUACACUGACACUGCGGUAAAUAAUUUUGUCUUUGCCCUCUCUAUUGUCCUGCACAAAUUGUAGGUAGUACCUGCUGAUAAAUUUGUCUAGGUGUUUGUAGCUAGUGUAAAUACAAGCACCAUGUUUUCAUUAUCUUGGAACUUUGUUUACAUUUUCUGCUAGGCUAUACAAAAAGAACGCAGAAUGAACAGCUUUAUGUUGCAUCAAAUAAUUUGCAAUCUGUAGUGGACUUUGGCAUCAUGAGAAUUAUUAGCUUUUUCUGUUUAAAACCAAUUUUGUGUUUAGGGGUAGCUCUCCAUAUAUUUGGGGCUACAAUUCCCAUCUCCCCGACCAUUGGCUAUGCUGGUUGGGGCUGCUGGGAAUUUGUAGUUCACAACAUCUGGAGGCACCAUGUUGGCUACUCUUGUUCUAGCUUUUUUGACAAUAGAGAGGCUUCCGUCUGUGAAGGUAGAAUAGAGUGGGCAAGGGUAAUGUGGCUUCAGGAUCUUGCACAGCUCUUUGUUGAACCCGACAACUUCUCUGUAGCUCUUCGCAUUUUUUUCUUGUUCUCUCCUCUCCUGUCCCCAGUUCUUGCUAAAAAAAACUUGAGUAUUUCAAUUCUGAAGGCAGCAUAAAAUAAGCAGACUAAGGAUCUCAACCCCUCUUUUUGAGGAAUUUGUCUUUCCUUUGCAGGACAUUUGGAAUGUCUUAGUACAAAGUGUAUAUAGCCUUCCCCAUAUGCUGUAAUUUCACCAAUGGCUAAAAGAUGGGAAAGGGAGGGAUGGAGAAUCUCAACCCUUUCCCCAGUUCGUCUCCCUUUACUUCUCUCAUAAAGCCACCCAUCACUUAAGACUGUUGCUUCUGCCAUGUCAAAUCUUAAUCCUCCUCCCAAAGUUAAUAUAGGUAGAAGUAAGGAACACUUUCCACUUAUCCCAAACUGGAAGGAUUAAAAAUGUUGUCCUGCUUGUACUUGCCUCCUAAUUAGAUGGGAGAUGGGAUAUCAUAAACUUCCUCUCCCCAACAAGCCUAGUCUUGCUUUCUGAUGGAAUUCUUAAUGGCUGUGUAUGUUUGGUAUUGGGAGUGAUAGGUAGGUUUUAGCUUCCCUACAAUGUUGUCCCCAAACAUAGUGCUUUAUUUUUCUCAGCAGAAAUUAAUGGCAUUUAUCAUUAAGUAAAUGUAGGCUGCCUCUUUUUAUUAAUACAUAUUUCUGCUGUGAAAGUGUCUAUGGAGGGAGUGCACGAGCCCAAGGCUUGUUCCUGGACUCAUUCUGCAUAGAAACUUAGGGUAAAUGGUGACCACAUUGCACAAAUGCAAAAGUUUGGUUUAAUGAUGUGUGAAUGAGCCCAAGUAAUGCAUUCGGCUCACAUACUUAUGCAUAGUCUGGAGACUAUAUGAGUUUCAUUUCACUUACAGGGAAUCUUCACUGGUUAUAACAUUUGAAUUGGGUAACCUGGCUUAAAAGAAAUUCUGCUUAGUUUUACAAGUCAGCUUUGUAACACAUGUUUUUACUUAAAGGUGGCUGAUUAUGGAAUUUACGAGAGUUAGUUUUAUAUCAGGAUUCUGGGUUUAAACAUAACAAGCCAGGACUCCCUGAAAGUGAAUGUAAACACUGCUGAAGUCUUCCCUCAACUUCAUAGGGGGGAUGUGGGGCCCAGCAUUUCACUCCAGCUCAUUCACAUAGUACUAACCAUGAUUUAGUGUUAAGUACCAACAUUGUUGUGUACCUGAGUAACCACAGAUAGCCAACAUGGUGCCUUUCAGAUAUUGUUGCACUCCCAUCAGUGCAAACAUCAUGGUCAGUGCUGAGGGAUGGAUGGGGGUUGUAGUUCAGCAACAUCUAGAGGCCACCACAUUCGCUAACCCUGAGUAGCCCCUUUGUACAUGUAGGCAAGACUCGUGUAUGCAAGACUGAAUCCAGAAGAAUAGCUAUGGCAAACAAACUGGUGAGGUAUAUUAGUGGCCACCUAGCUUGUUAGGCAUGAAGUUUUGUAGGAAACAAGUACUGUCAAAGUAACUGGACCAUAUGAUGUGCUAAAAGGUCAACUAUUCCUUUAUACAAUUCCUCAGUACUAAAAAACGGUAAUUCUUGAACUUCCUUUGGAGAAAUUCUAGUUAAUCCUUUUACAAAUUAGUGAAGCCUGUGACAACUACAGUUAAGAUGUUUUUUGACUGAAUAUUACUCUCAAAUUACAGUAUUGCAUACAAAGUCAAAGUCAAAGUCAACAACAUGUAGUGCAGAGUAACUAUGCAGGAGUUUGUUUGACUUUUUGGUUUAGCAUGCUUAUAGUAUGUAAUAUGAAUGCACAUAAAGACAUGCUUGUUUUUUUAAUUCUCUCUAUUGCAGGAAGGGUGGCAACAAUAAAUUGAUAAAAAUUUAUCACCGGGAUGGGAAAUACGGUUUUUCUGAUCCACUGACAUUCAAUUCUGUUGUGGAACUGAUCAACCACUAUCACCAUGAGUCUCUUGCCCAGUAUAACCCUAAACUAGAUGUGAAACUUAUGUAUCCUGUAUCCAGAUACCAGCAGGUGAGAUUUUCAAAGAACCCCGUAUUACCAUUUGUAUUACCGUUAAAUGUGUGCUUUUAUUGAGUUUUAAUAAAAAAAUUUUUUUGUAAAGACAGGGUUUUGUAUGAGAACACGUAACAUUCAUCACUAUAUUAGGAAGUAGCUGGUCCCUAAUUUGGCAUACUCUCCUUUAAAUUCCUGCUUGUCGUAGUCUCUCAUUGGCUGUAUAAGCUAUAUGUGCAUAAAACUUCUGAUCUUGCAAGAGAAAUGAAGAUGAACUGAUUCUCUGCUUUUUAGUAUCUGGAACUUUGCCUGCUAUUUUUUUCUGUAAUUAUUGGUAUCUCUUCCAAACUAUAAAGUUUACAAAGGCAAAAUAGUAUAAAUAUUUUUUUUGUAGAAGAAACAUUAGAGUAUUGAAAGCCUACCAUGCUCUCUAAAAGAAAUAUUGCUGAUUAAGCAAGUGCUUGCUCAAAUAAAAGAUCCCAAAACUAAUUUGUUAAUUCUACAAUCUCAAACAUUUAUACGUAUUUCCCGAGUAACAGGAAUAGUCAGUGUUCAGAAGUUAAGGAUAACGUCUUGGUAGAUGUAUAGAGAGGCUUUGUUGUUCAGGCUAAGACUGUCUUGUGUUUCCAUAAGGGUAGUUCUCCAGAUAGGUCAGCACUUGAAUGUCUUUCAUAGAAAAGUAUACUUAUUUUCUUUUUUAUGUAUGCAGGAUCAGUUGGUAAAAGAAGAUAAUAUUGAUGCUGUGGGCAAAAAGCUUCAGGAGUACCACACCCAGUAUCAAGAGAAAAGUAAGGAAUAUGACAGACUAUAUGAAGAAUACACCAGAACAUCACAGGUGUGUUGUUGCAUUGUGUUCUCAUGGUUACUUGGGUCUGAACUAGAGUUUAACAGCAAAUAUAAAAUCUCCAAUCCAAAUUGGGGGGAACAGUGUUUGAUCUGUGCUCUUUUGCUCGCAGUACUGAGAAACCUGGUGUUGGAGCCAGCCUGGAGCAAAAGCAGCUAGGAGGAGAGGUUGCACAGAUAAAGUAGCUGGGAGGAAAGCUAAUGACACAUACACACUUCCCACCUACUUUUUAUCCCCUGCAUUGUAUGUUAAGAGGCCAGCAUAUGAAAAGGAAUCUGCUCCCACCUAACAUAUAGCUAGAGCAAUGUCCUGCAGAAGGGAACUGUUACAGAUUUUGAAUGAAUGGCAUUCUUGAGUGUAUAGUCUUGGAUGCCAAACUAUCAGGAAGAUCAUGCUCUGCUGUGGAACAUUUCAGCACAGCAUCAUGAAUCUGCUAAGUGGUAGUCUAGCAGAGAAAUGGCGGGGGGGGGGGGGGACCUCCAGUCUUUAAACAGUACAGCUUACCUCCUAACAAAAUUUUCCAUGAAAGCAAAGCAUUUUGCGCUAACAGAAACAGAGUUCAAACUUGAUGGAAAGUGUUUGCACUGAGAAAUUGGGUAAUAUUCUGAGUAAAGAACUGUUUGUGUAAGCCAUUAUGCUGGUGUGCAUUGCACAAUAAUUUGUGCAAGACUCGCUUGAUUCUUUAUGCUGACACUUUGAGGAGCCAGUCUGUCUCAUAGUUACUGCUUCUAAAGCUGUGCUCACAAAUUAUUAUUUCAUCAAAUGAACUGCACACUGUGCAGUGGCUAAUAUAUAUAUAUAUUUAAUUAAACUAAAAUAUUAAAUCAAAUAGUAUUGCAAACAAAUGAGCCUGCAAACAAACAGGAAAAAACUGAAAUGUACCCUAGAAAGUCUUUGAGGCAUGUAUCCCAUCACCAUUGACAAGAGUUGGCAUGGUGUGUUGUGUAUGAAUAUUUGAUUCAUCUAUUUGGAAUAUAUUUUGAAUGUACUGGGUCUCUGUGUUGGUUUUUUCUAACAUCAGCACAAAGAGUUAUAUAAAUUAUGGACCUUGGUGUUUGUAUGAAACUAUUCUAAGAUGAUGUAAAUACACUGUGUAAGGCUUAUGCUACCACAGAAUAUUUCUUCCUGAGUCUCUGUUUGUGCAGUCAUUACUGAAACACUAACCUCAAGGUCUUGUUGCAUUUAAUGGGUCUCAGGAUCCAAGUCCGUGACUUGUACAAACUGCUUUGGCUAGCUAGGAAUUAUGUCUGAAACCAUGGUUAUGCAGAUUCAGAGCAACAAAAAAGGACAUGUGAAUAGAGGUCACUAGCAAAAUCACCACAAGUCUCCCCUUCAUACCUAUAAAUAUACUUGCGUGUGUGUAACUUUGCACUUGAAAUCCAUCCAUGAGUGCUCUCAGGUACCUGUAUUAGAUAGAGUAGAUGGUUUGUAUAAAUGAGGCCCUGGCUUCAAUCCUGACACUGUAGCUGAUCACCAGGAUUGGAGCUAGUUUCUCCCAAUUCUGUAUACUCAGAGUUGUAAUCAUGUUGUUGCACUCCCGGUUCCCACCAGCCCCUAGCCAUCAUAGCCAAUCCACAGGAGUGAUGGGAACUGGAUAGCCACAGGGUCCCUAUCUAUGUUCCCAAUUCUUUUUAACAUCUGUAUGAAGCCUUUCGGAGUGGGCAUUAAGGAAUUUGGAGCAAAGUGCUAUUAGUAUGCUGAUAAAACACACCACUGUUUUUAUGUAACAUCUGACGGAGUGGCUGUGCAUGCUGGACCAGUAUCCGUCUGCAGUGGUGGGUUGGAUAGCAGCAAAUAAAUUGAGUUUAAACUCUGACAAGGCAUAGGUCUUGUGGGUGAGUGGUCCCCAUGUCUUGGAUAUAGGUCAGUUACAUGUUCUGAAUGGGGUUGCACUGCCUCUGAAAGAGCAGAUAUAUUAUCUGGAAGUGCUCCUGUAUCCAUCUUUGUCACUUAAGGUAUAGGUGGCCUUGGAGGCUAGAAGUGUCUUCUACCAGCUUCAGUUAGUAAGACACCUAUGACUUUUCCUGGACGAAGAUAGCUUGGCCACUCUACUAACCUCAAGGCUGCAUUCCUGCAACACACACACUAUGGGUCUUCCCAUGGGCUUACUGUGGAUCUUACUAUGAUUUAAUGUGGAAAUUGUUAAUUAGGUUGUGUACUUUUUGAUGAGUUUUAGAUAUUGUUAAUGGCUAUUUUUGUUAUAUUUGUAAUUACACAUUUUUUUCCAAGUUGUAAGCUACCUUAAGCAUGGUUUUAUCUAUGGAAAGGUGGCAUAAGAAAAAAAUGAUGUGUGUAUAUGACCUAGAGGUGCACUUAGUUUGUAUUAGAAACUGCACUUUUAGUGUUGCAGCUCUAGCUCUUUAGAAUCUGUUAUUAAUAUUGCACUUAAUUUAUUAAUAGCCUUUUAAACCACCAUCUCAGGGUGAUUUACACAUAACAUAAUUAAAAACAGUUAAAAACACAAAGUAAAAAAAUACAUUUAAAACAAGAUUAAAACCCUAACAUGUAGAGACUCAUGAUAAAGACUUGUGAAUACAACUGGGAAAGCUUGUUGGAACAAAAAUGUCUUCAACUGUUUGUAGAUUGUGGGCACCUGUCAUAUCUCAGUAGAAAUGCUAUUCCACAGAACAGGGGCAGCAACACUAAAAGCUCUUCUCUGAGUUACUGCGUAGUGGGCUUCUGAGAUGCUGAAACUUGCAGGACCCUCCCCCAGACAACAGCAAUCUGCUGGGUGUGUUUGGCAUAAGACAGUCUCUCAAGUAACCUGCCAAAAUUAGACAGGUGCCUUGUGCAUACCGUGUAGGCAUGUAUUGAAGACAUUUUUGUUUAAGGCGUUCCCUGAGGUGUGUAACCAGUCAUUUAUGAAACAAUUGCAUAUCUUUAGAGUUUGUUGAAAUGAUAUUGUUCUUAGAACUUGGAUUGUUUUGUUUUGUUUUGUAAACUGCUUUAAUAGCUUUAUUUUGUGAAAUGCUCAAUAAAGUUGUACAACAACAACAUGGUCACUUUUUUCUCAAGGUGAAAGAAGGCAAAGCAGGUGUAUCUGACUAACCAGAGGGUCUUGUAGAUUAGUUACUUUAAAUUGGUAAUUCACUCAGUGUUUGGAUUAUAUACUUUUCAAUACUGAAUCAAAUCAUAUAGACCUAUAAAUUAUCUGCUUUGAUUUAUGUAAAAAUAAUAAUCAAAUAGUUCUACAGCUUUGUGCUUCUGGUGAGUAAUGGUGAUUUUUGAAAUUGGUUUUUCUGUGCAGGAAAUUCAAAUGAAGAGAACAGCAAUAGAAGCUUUUAAUGAAACAAUUAAAAUAUUUGAAGAGCAGUGUCACACCCAAGAGCGAUAUAGCAAAGAAUACAUUGAACGAUUCAGAAGAGAAGGAAAUGAGAAGGAAAUUGAACGGUAGGUCUGCCCAAAUGCCACUUCUGUUGCCAGUCCUGGCCUCAGGUAGUAACUGUAUUUGUGUUCUCCAUAAUUAUAAUUUCUCCCAUUGACCUCCACUGUACACUAUAUCACCAUAUUUAGUUACAUAACUACUGUGCUAUGGAUCAGACACCUUUGUUGUAAUCAAUUUCCGCACUGUAUGAAAUUUAUAAGGAAACUGACUGCAUGUUACCAGGUGUUCUGUUGAAUUUAGAUAGCAACUUUUUCCAUGUUUAAAAUUUAGUAAAUCAUGGAUUGAGUUGAAAUUACUCGAGAAGCACAAUCCCAAGUAGGCUGAAGAGCUCCAGAUCAACUUCUUCUGAAAAAGGAAUGACAGAAUUUUAAUAGAGCUGGAAAAGGUUUAGGAAAGGGCAGCUACCUAAAUGGAAAUCUGGUUGAUCACUGUUGGAGACAGUUUGCUAGACUUAGGUGGCUAUUCUUAAGAGUGUUCUUAACAGCAUAGAUCCUCAAUUAAAUAAUUUGUUAGAUAAUGAAACAACAUGAACAAUAGUGUGGAUGCUUUUUCUAAUAACUGUGAAAAGUAUUCAUGUGAGGUAUCUUAUCCAGGCAAAAUGACUUCUGAAGUUCAAAUGGUAGUAGUUGGGCAGCUUGUAAUAAACAAUAGGGUAACUUACCUUCAUUUUUAAAAUUAAUUUAAAUUUUUAUUCUCCUUAACAAGGCCUCUAAUACAGCUUACAGUGCAAUUUUCAGAAGUGUUUUCAUAAUAAAAACAACAAAUGGAAUUUAAAAAAACCUAGCAAUAUUAUAUUAAACCAGCAGAAUCUACACAGGAAAGGCAAAUUAAAAACCCUCGUGUCCAAAUAAAGCAGACUCUGCAGCACACCCUCCCUGUUUUAUUCAGCAACCUCUGUGCCAAUAUGUAAAAGGUCCUGUCUGCUGUGGCCACCUACUUUAUCUCUGAAGAAGGAGACAGAUGCAGCAGAGUAUCCCUGGAAGAUCAUAAGAUGCAGCUAGGAUCAUAUCUGAUGCAUGUGGUCUCUUACUUUUGAGACUGAAGAGGUAUAAUACCUUAUAAGAAAGAGGUAGUAGAGCAGUUCUCAAACUUUUCCAUUUUUUCUUCAGUUAAGCUCAGAUCAAGAAUCAUGUUCUGUUAGCAUAAUUUUAGUCAUGAAAGUCUCCGUCCAAAUAAUAUUUAGAUAAUAGAGAGGAAGAAGUGGUAUUGUCCAGGUGCUUUUGCUAGAAUGUUCUGUUCUACAGCUUACAACUGCUAUUCCAAGGUAGACUUUCUGCAUCUGUGGUUUAGUGCUUAAGUUGUAAAGCAGGAUCAGGAAGCUCUUGUGUAGAUACACUUUUAGUCUGAAGGUGUGAUGAAUGAAGCCAAUGUCUUCCACAGUGCCCAAUACAGUCACUAUGUACUAUUUAGUUGUAGAUGAGAGUGGUUAUUUUUGUGUGUAACUUUUACCCUUUAAAAACUAGUCACUUCUUUACAGCAUUGCGAUGAAUUAUGAAAAAUUAAAAUCACGUCUGGGUGAAAUCCAUGAUAGUAAGCUGCAACUGGAACAGGAUUUGAAGAAGCAAGCUCUAGACAACCGGGAAACUGACAAGAAAAUGAACAGUAUCAAACCUGAUCUUAUGCAGCUGCGCAAAAUCAGAGAUCAGUACCUUGUGUAAGUAAUAGCCAGUCUGUGAGUCUCCAGUAUUCUGGUUAGGGUCAUUCACAGAAUUAGCAAUUGUGUUGGUGUCAUUUUAGAAGUAAAUAGAGUGGGCCUGAGCUAGAUUAAGACCCUGGUGGGGGUGGGAGCUUUAACCCUCCACUUGUGUCCCAAUCCAGCUUGGGCUUUUCAUUUCAUGUCACCUAAUGAUUAAAGACCCCUACUCUGGUACAGAUGCAGAUCAGGUCUACUGUACUUAUUCACUUAUUUGUUUUAUUUAUAACCUGCCUUUCAUCCCAAAGGUUUUCUAGGACAGUACAAAAACUAGUCAAUAAAUAUACUCAACAACCAUAAAAUCAUUAAAAUGCAUAAGCAUCAUAAAACAGGCUAAAAAUAAAAAUCCUUCAUGUUUGAUAUGAGAGGUAUGUCUUAACUUGGCAUUUGAGAAUAGAUAACAUGUUGGACAACAGCAUCUCCAACGGGAGCGAGUUCCAUAUUCAGGGUGCCCAAACAAAGAAGGUCCUGCUUCUUAAAACUGACUUCAGCUACUGUUGGAGCUACAAGCAGACUUUGAAGCACAGAUGGGGGAUAUGUUCUUUCAAAUUACCUUACAAAAAAACAUUCACACAAUUCCUAUUGAUUGUGUGAAUGGUGUCUCAUCUAAUUUGGCCCAAAUAUAUUAAUGAAAGGAAGCUGAGCACUUAACAUGAAAGGAUGUUAACAGUUGGUUAGCCUUUUCAGCACUCAUGUAAUAAAUGCUUGGCUUAAUAAUAACUAAUCCAUAGCAUGCCUUGUAUGGAACAUUUCUGGUUCCAGCUGAAUUUUCUUGUUAGCUUUGAAGUGAAAUAGAGCCGAUACUGAAUCCACACUGGGUGUACCAAGUCAGCAGAUAACUAACCAGCGCCCUCGUAGAUAAGCUGCUUUUCUGAGCAUUAACUGCUUACCCACUAAAUGGAAUUGGGAUAUCCAGUGAGCAAAUCCCAUAUCUUGCUAGGAGGGGGAAGGAAGGCAUGUGAGUGAAAAUCUUACAUAGAGGAGGUCAAUUUUCCAAAAGGCUGAAAAUGUUGUACAAUGUGCAGCCAUAUGCAGUAAGUACUACUAACUGUAUAUGCCUUUUCUAAUUCAGGUUGUGAUAUAUUCUUUCAGUAAGGACACUGCUAUAGGAAGACCAAUUAUGGCCUCAGAAUGUUAUGAAUUGUUAAGUGUCCUUUUUGUAGAUUAUAUUAACUAUUAGACCGUAUUACAGUAUAUUGUCUCUCAUUGGCAGCUGGCUUAAUCAUAAAGGAGUGAGGCAGAAACGAAUAAACGACUGGCUUGGAAUAAAAAACGAAAAUAUUGAGUAAGUGUUUUUGUACAACUACUCUGAAUUUUGCAAUAUGGAUGAUUAAAGUGCAUAGAAAUAGUGCAUGACAGGAGUGUGUAGCUCUGUGUUGGUGUACAUGCAUGUGGCUGUCAUACGACCAUGUACACUUUUUCUUAAUCAUGAGACAAUAUCUGGUCAUGCAUCUAGAUUUUCAGAUAACACCAAAGGAUUUUUCUCUUAGUGGUGUACAGUUCCAGAAGAAUCAUUCAGAAAAUAAAUAACUCUAUCCAUCCUACUAGUGAUAUAUAACUAGUACAAAUUAAUUUUUUAAAAUCUUAGUAUAUUUUAUCUUGCAUGGAUGAAAUGUAAGCAUCUGAGACAAUGAAAGUGUUUUCUUAUGCACCAUAAAACUACUGCUGAUUUCUCCAGGGCUUGGUCCCAUAUACACAGUAAUUAACAGUGGUAUAAAAAUAGUGUGAGUUAGGCCUCUGUUGGUGUUUGCAUGAAUUGCUUCAUGCAAGGACAAGUAAUCCUAAUACAGAAAUAUUCCUGCAUUAAGAAAAUAAGAUUUGUUGUCUCUUCCUAGUACAUACUUUACAAAUGAGGAGGAUGAAAAUCUGCCACAUUAUGAUGAAACAUCUUGGUUUGUGGGAGAUAUCAAUCGCAUCCAAGCAGAAGAUUUGCUUUGUGGGAAACCUGAUGGAGCAUUUUUAAUUCGAGAAAGUAGCAAGAAAGGCUGUUAUGCUUGUUCUGUGGUGUAAGUAGUGAUUCCCUGGAUUUCUUUUAGGCCAAGUCCUCUGUGUGCACUUACAGGGGAGUCAGCCACAUUAGACUAAUAAAUUUGGUGGGACUUGCAUCAAAAUAACCCUGUAUAGAAUUUGGCUGCAUAACUUGGAUAGCUUUUUGCCUUAUAUUUUCUUAAUUUAAAAUGGGUUUAACGCGAACUGUGGAGAAUGCAACAUAAAGAUAACUGAACGCUUACUUGGUUAGCUUUCUACCGUAUUUACUUGAGUCUAACGCGCCAUUGAAUCUAAUGCGCACCUCAAUUUUCGCAGUGUAAUUUGCCCCCAAAAGGUGAGCAUUAGAUUCGAGUAAACAUGGUAAAUUAAAUGGCACAGCAUAGCCAGUACUAAGAGAACCAGACCUCAGUGCCAUAAUCUAUAUGUGACUCUUUUGUAUUUGCAUUCUUUGCCUAGUCCUCUUGAUAAAAGUAUCCUAAAGUGUUUUUAAGCUUUCAGUGUCAUCAUUAUAUACACUCAAGAAAAGUACUGAGUGCCUUGAUUUGCCCAUGUGAACAGCUACUUAGAGCCUACUCUUCUGGUUUGCUAUUGCUUCCAAAUCAUGCAGCCAGAUCUUGCUCAGAUAUGCACCAUUUUAGUGAAAAAAAUAGGGAUAUCUUCAUGGAUACAAUAGUGCAAAGGACUGGUGUCUCAACAUCUGCAAUUACAAUAGCUUUGGUAGCAGGAGUGGGAGAAAUUUAAUUCAGUCUCUGUUCAUCAUUAGUCGUCUAGAUGGGUCAGUGGUCUCUUAAAAGAUGAAGACAUUUCUUAGCAUUUAGGUUAUAACGUGGCAUAUCAACUUAACCAGUCCUCCCCAACCUGGUGCCCUCUGGUUGUUUGGAUUAGUAUAGGAAUUUAGGAAGCUGUCUUAUACUACAUCUACCUCAGUAUUGUCUGCUGGCAGUAGCUUUCCAAGAUUUCAGACAGGGUUCUCUCCCAGCCCUACCUGAAAGUGCCAGGGACCUUGGGACCUUCCACAUACAAAGCAUACAAAUACAAGAGCAGCCUGCUGGAUUGGCCAAUGGCCAUCUAGUUCACCACCCUAUUCUUACAGAUACCAAAGCAGGACAAAGUAGCAACAGAACUCUCCCUGGCAUUCAUGGGGAUACUGUGUCUCCAACCUUGGUGGUAGAACACAGCCAUUGUGGUUAGUGUCUAAUUCUCUUUUAAAGCCCUCUGGCUAUCACUACUGCUUGUGGAGCAAAUUCCAUAGUUUAACUAUGCACUAUGGUCAGCGAUGAUGGGAGUUACAUCUAGAGGGCACCAUGUUGUGGAAAUAACGUGUUGGGAAUUGUCCACAAUCAUAUCUUUUGUCAAUAAUGUUAGUGCAGUCAGUAAGCUAAAUUGUUUAGUAUCUUCCUGCUCUUGUAACAUAAGCAAAACAAGUUUCUACAAGAGCUAGAGGAUGUACAUUAAUUUGUAGUUCUUGAAAUGCUUCGCAGGUUGGGCAUUUAUUCUGCUUACAUGUGUGAUAGAAUUAUAUGUGCUUUAGUACUGAGUGAAUGUUUGCCCUAUGUAUUCUGGUCAAAUGUAGUAUAUAUUAGUCCUUCAUUACCAGCAUACCUCCCUUGUAGUUAGUAUAUAUAAGGAUCUGCCCAGGAACAGUACUGGAACCUUAAAUGCCACUUACCUGAACUGCUUUAAUUUUUUUUAAAUGGAUUUACUGAAAGUUAAGUCCAAAAGCAGGUUCUCUGGCAAAAAAAAUUCUUUAUUGUAAAUAUGUUAUAUAUCGUAUAAAGCUAAGCUCUAGAGGGUUUGGAAGAUGAUAUUUAGGUAGAAUAGGAACCUCUGUCACAAUCUGGAAAGGCUUUUUUAAAAAGCCUUCACUGCACCGUGACAAGCAUUCAUGAGACAGCAAGCCAUUCUAAACAUGAAAAUCAUUACAGGAAUACUGUUGUAUCCAAGGUUCAUUGAUGUUUAUCAUGACUUUUCAGUAUCUCACUUGUUGUAAUCCUUCUAAAAUACUAUCAUGUUAAUUUUUAAUUUUCUAUUUUUUUAACAGAGCUGAUGGUGAAGUUAAACACUGUGUGAUUUACAGCACUCCAAGAGGUUAUGGGUUUGCAGAGCCAUAUAACCUUUAUACUACCCUAAAAGAAUUAGUCCUUCAUUACCAGCAUACCUCCCUUGUCCAACACAAUGACUCCCUCAAUGUCCGGCUCGCUUAUCCUGUCAACGCACAGAUGCCCUCCCUCUGUAGAUAAAUUCUAGGAGGGUGGAGUAUAGGUGAAGUGUUGGUUCUCGGAUUUCUUUUCUACAGUUUUUACUAAAACCCAGAGGGCAUUCUUUCUCCUUAAGACUGCUUGUUUUGCACAAGAAAUGAUUUGAUGAAUGUGAAUUGGAGACCUAGCAGCAACAAAAUAAUAGCUUUGGGGUUGGUGCCCUGGUGCUACCUGAAGAUCAGCUGUGUUUUUAUAUAAGGAGACUCUCUCAUUUUCCCUAAAAGGAACAAGUUAUCUCUUUAAAGAUGCAUACAGAAAGAACUAAAAGCAAAACUUUUGCCAGGCACCAUCAGCGGAACUUCUACUUGGAUUUUGUUUUUCUGAGGUAUUAGUAAUGUCUUUCAGUCUUAAGCUCCAGGAAAAUGUAGGGAAAGUCUCUACUCCAGAAACUUCCCUGUUAAUUUUAGCAGCUUGGCUGCAAGUCAGACAAACUUACACAUGAGGGCUCAUCUUGAUGUAGCAUGGUAUUUGGUGAGAGGAGACCAAAGGAAUUAUGGAGAGAGUUUCAGGUUCUUAUUUAGAAGAAUAUCCUCAAGGAAAUAUUGCUUUAUAUUUUACCAACAUAGCAAAACUUUGGUUUCAAUAGUACUUACCGGUCUUCAAAUAAAAGAAACCAAAUUGAACCCACCAAAACUACUUUCAUUGCUGGAUUUGGGGGGGUGGGUAGAUUGCAUUUGCAAUCACACUUGCCAAAACUUGAAGAGAGAAAUAUAAAAGCUAAAAAGUCUUCUGUUGUUUUGAAAACUAACCUGACCUGAUGUAACUGCACCACUUCCCCCUUUAUUAUUUUCAAAAUGUGGUUCCUUUCUUCCAAGGAUGUCAGAUUUUGUUUUUAAUACUAAGCUUUGGAAUGUUAAGCAGAAUGAAGCUGGCACCUGGCAUGUUUAUAAGAUGCUAAACAAUGAAUUUUCUGUUUUAAAAACAUUUGUUGUUGUUGUUGUUUUAAAAAAAACUUUAGAAGUGCAAUGGAUUGCUUCUCAAUGGCUUGCUAAACCAAAAAACAAAAAAACAAAAAACCCCUAUGGGUGCAGUCUAUAUACUGUUGAAACUGGCUACAAAACUGUGUUUAUAAUGCAUUUGGAUUGCACCCUAAAUCACGAAAUCCAUUGUACCGGUUGUAUAACCUUAGAAUUCAUUGCUGGCUUACCAUAAGACAAAUAUUUGGGUAGCUGAAUUCAAUGGGACUAGUAAAGAUAUAAAGUGGUAGAAUCUAUCAGUAUCUAAACAGCUUUGCUUGGUCAUCUGCUAUCAGAUUCAUCUGGAUUAUAUGUAACAUCAAAUAAUGAAAUUAUAGCAAAUAGUGAGAACUGGAUCCACUAGACUGUGAGAAUUUGUGCUCUGACAAUGCUGUAUUUACCUUUUUUUGUCACUACAUGUAUGCCCUUGUUGAUUUAUUGUAAUUUCUAAAGAUUAUAUUUGAGCUAGAACACUUGCUUACACAACAAGGACAAAUCGGUAGAUUCAGCAUGAAGCCUUUCCUUUUUCUGUGUAGUAUUUGAAGUACAUGCCAGGGAGUUGGGACAUUUGGAUCUUUUCUGGCUCCAACCUACCUUCAGUGCCACCUUGAACCCCCAGACUGUUAGAUUCUAAUGUUUACACAAAGCAGAAUGCACUAUAAGGGAGCUUAGAAGUAUUAUGCAGAAUAUGAAAUUGCUGAACAGGAAAAUGAUAAAAUUUGAGCACUAAUCAGCAACUGGAGGGGCUAAACUAGAUUGCUUGACAUGUCCCAAAAGCACUUCUGUUUUGCACUAAUCUACUGCCACUUAAGCUAAGUGCUGGCUAACCAGCUGGAACAUGAUCUUCUAAAAAUGGAACCAUGGUUGUAAAAAAAAACCCCAUCCUGUAGUCUUUAAAUUUGUGAGACGAUAGUUAAUAACUUAAUGUGCCACCAUCUCUUCAGUCCCUCUCUUCCCAGGCCUGUCCACCCCCACAUCCUCUUUAGCCAGCAGCAAUAUGCUACUUUUAUUAAGCGUGGCACUGGAUUCUGCCACUUUUCAGAGUCAUCAGGUUGAGAUUUUAUACCUCCUCUGGAAGCCUAACCAGCUUGCACAUUCUAAUUUGGUACCUGCACAUUGCUUAAUACUACUCUUUCAUUAAAUCUAGCCUAGACCACAGAGGCUUGUUCUGACUUACUCAGAAUCAGUGGAAUGUUUUCCCAUAACUACCAAUUAUAAAUCUUCACAUUUUAAUGUUAUAACCAAACAAUGAGCUAAUUGGCAAUUUAGGCCAUACCACACAGCCUCCACUGUUUUGCAUUAACUUCAUUUGGGUUUGCCCCUAUGAAGUCACUGAGUCCAGUGCUAGUCCCUCUCAGAAAGACCCACUGAAAUUAAAUGAAUCCAAGUUUGUCAUGUCCAUUGACUUCAGUGGGUCUACUCAUAAGUAGGACUAACAUGGCCCUGGGGAUACAAUCCUUUGGCUUCUGUUACUGUAUUCAGAGUAUCAGUCAAUAUGCUUCCUUUAGGUUCAUUUUUUUUUAAAUUUACAAUUAACUUUAUGUGUACUUCAUCUCACAAGGUGCCUUGAUUUACUUCCCUUUAAAUUGGCACAUUCUGAAACAUUUAGAUUAGAAUUUUGAGGAAAGUAAACAUAUACACAUGGCUUCCUUUUGGCUUAUAAAUAACAGCCAGCUGGUGUUCACAUGCUUGCAAUGCCUCUCACAUUGAACAUUUUUGGAUGGACUUUGCAAGUGAAAAAUCAUUUUGCGGUUUACAAAUGAAAGUUUGUAGAAGAAAUGUUCUUCUACCACCAUUCAGCUUCCAUCAACAUUUCUUGAUUUAAUGUUCUCAUGCCUAAUUUUUCACACCAGUUAGCUGACCUCAAGUGGCAGCAUUCCAAAUUCUCAUAGUUCACCUUUGUUAAGAUCAGCCCCCUAGCAUAACUUGCUGUCUUUCUACAAAUGCACUAGAGAAUGACAAAAUGGAAGAUGAGAAGAGCUCAAUGUGUUGGUUUUUUUAAGCCAAUGAGCUAGGCUUGUUUUAGUAGAACUUUUUUUUAGAACAUUUUUUUUAUCUGCUAGAUGUUAUACUGAUUUCAAUGACCCAACUAUGUAAAUGUUUUUUGUUAAGCAGUAAACUGGUUGGGGAGAAAGGCUCUUAAUAUGCAGCUUAUCUGAAGUGCUUUAGUGGGGAGGAUUCAAUAUUUUCCUUUCUCACAAGUAGAAAACUGCAUAUUUUUCUGUAGCUGUUGCAGUAGCUGCAGUGCACAAUAGAUUAGCCAAGAUUGAAAAGUAAUUGAACUGCUAGUACUUCUGAGGCUAUUUUCUUUGCCAGUCACAUAUCAUAAGAACAAAUACAGCACUGUUAAGGAGAAAUUUUGGGAAGAAUUCAUAAGGAGGUUACAACAUAGUUUUUCCUCUGUACCUAUGUUGUACAAAGCAGUAUCUUGAAUAUCCUACUUAUGAAUGUAGGAACAAAUCCAGCCUCACUGGGUUACUUUUCUAGUCUGUGAGCUAGAUUGAUCUUAUGUGCACAUUGGAGCUGCUUGAUUACCUUUCACUAAACAACAGUUCUUUGCUCAACAAGUCACUUUUAAAACUUGGGAGAGUUCAGAAAUUAUACCUGAUGCAGCAUGUGGUGGUGUUAGCCGGAUACAAACUUUGAAAAGCUCCUGUAGUUAAAAUGUAGAGCUGGUGAUGCAAUUCUUAGGAUCAUGGCCUAAAAUGAAAAGGAGCAGGGGAUCAGCCAACACAAGCAACAUAAAACAAUCAUACAACCCAAAUUUAAGUUUAUAUCUACCUCCAGCCACUGAAUUCACUUAUAAAUUAGUAUGCAUAAUCUCUUUAAUUCCAGUACUCCCCCCCACCAUAACUGUAGGUGUUUGGUUUUCCCAUACAUAAGCACAGUUCUCAUAUAUUCUUUCCCCCCCCCCCAUCCAAACCCCCGGUCUGCACAAGCUCAGGAAUAGGGAUAGCAGCAAUUCUUCAGUCUUUCUUAAGAUCAGGCACACAAUAGACUGUAGAAGCCAACCUGGACACAUGUAGGACACAUAUUAAGGGCUUGAGGUGGUUUGGUUCUGUAAAUAUGUUGUCACUUGGAAAGCCAUGACAACAUGUACAAUGACUUAAUGGGUUCUCUUCACAUAGCAAUUUUCCUGUUUGGCUAUCAUAUUUCCAAGUCUACAAAAGCCCCCUCUUUGGUACUUGAACAAUAUUUGUUUGAAUGUGUAGUUUUUUGGUUUUGGUUUAAUUCACACUAACAGGGAAUAAAAAUCUGAAGUGGUAACAUGUAUUGUGUGUAUGCAAAUGUAAGACAAUUUUUGUGAGAUGACAGAGUAUAAAUGCAGAUCUGGGCAUAAUGUAUGCUCAAGGUUUUUCUUCUACCCAUUUUUAUCUUUUUAAUGUGAAUUCAUAAAUAUAUACUUCAUGACUUGAAAAGUUUCAAUAUGCUCAUGAAGUAAACAUUUACAUCCAGUUUGUUUCACCCUUUAAAAUACUUGCACUUAAAAGCAGCCAGACUUGGAGUUUUAACUUAUUGAAACCUCCAUUUUCUGAUAUGCAGCAAUUGUACUUUUAGACAGGAACUCUGUUUUUCCCCCCCUAUAAUAAGAAUUACUUUAUUUCCUGAAAAUGAUAAUUUUCCAGAAUUGAGGUGUUUUAAGGCAUUUUGAGAUAGGAAGCACAUCUUAAAAGAAAUGGAAUAAGGAUGUGUCCAAGGGCUGGCAUCAGCAGUGGACAUGGUCAGGUACUUCUUGGGACCCAUACCCAGGCAGCUGACCCAUAACCAGUCUCCAACUGCUGCACUUCUCUUUCACAGUGACACCUCACCACUCGACUCUUCCCUGCCUGCUUAGGAGACUCAGGGAUGUGAGGAUGUGCACUGCACCACAGUCUCAUGACUCCCCUUAAGUCAGGAGAGCUAUACCCUGUCACCACAGCACCCUUGCUUCAUCCAAGUUGACAGGGAAAGUCACACAGGCAAUGGAGGCAAUACCUGUCAUUGACUCCACACACUUGCACUAACCAAGGCAGUGCUUUCCAUCCUAACCUGCCCUAGUUGUUCUUUCUCCUUGCUAGCUGUAGAUGUAUUGACCAACCCUGGCCUCUUCUUCCUGUCCAUGAGACACUGCACCCCACAUUCUUUUCCCUGAAGCCCACAACCUGCUCUUAGACCUCACCCCACCCCACCCCCCAGUAAAGAGAUGUGGGAAGAGGCAUUUUGCUUCUGCUGCUUGCCAUCAACCAAAAGCUCGUGCAUGGAAGGGGUAAAUGGAGCCCACUCUGACUCUAAGGAUUACAGGGUGACUUUAACAUAAGAUGGCAGUUGCCUAAAAGCGAAAUGCUGUUUUUAAGCCAAAUUGUACAAACAGUUGCAAUGUUUCUACAUGCCAAGAUAGCUCUGGGUGUGGUGGUUGAAGCUUUUCCCCCUGUGCCAUCUUCAUGAGCUAAAUCACCAUUCUGAAGCUAUUUGGUGUGUUAUGGGAAACACAUACAACUGGGUGCUGCCUGUGUUUUCUCCCCAGCCCCUUGGGGCAGAUAUUAAAUAUGAGGGAUGAUUUAUUUUCAGCAGGGAGAAGAGUUAAAAACCCACUGUCCCUCAAGCACUAUUCUUCUGGUAUGAUUGGGCUAUAAAUAAUACACAGGAUCUCUCAACAUCCUAUCUACUCUCAGCCCUGAGCUAAGAGCUUUGCUUGGCUGGAGUAUGUUUUGACUGAACAUUGAAUAACAAAUAGUGGAAGUUUAGCAAAUCAGUCUAACUUUUCUAGGUUUCAAGCACUGGCAUUUUUGGCUGGCUCCAUAAUUUUAAUGCAGACCUUUAUACUAUACACUAUUCUUCAGCAACAUCCCUUACUCCUGUCUUAUCGCUCAUGGAGGUUGAGUAUUGCAUAUAGCAAUGGCUCAUAGUUAAAAGUUUAUUCUGUUUCACACUGCUUAGUAUCUUACCUAUAACCAUUGAGAGCCUUGCACUUUUCUCCAAUCAGCCCCUCGGGACACUUUUUUAUUUUCAGACAGGCAUUUGCAGUGUGUAAAGAAAAGCUAUUUAAAGACAUUUUCAAGCGUCAACAUGCUUCCUCCUCCCACAUCAUAGGCCUAGUAUGUUCAGUGGUGUUGCACCCUUGUAUGCCAGCCAGCUGUGUGUUGUCUUUCUUGGAGUGUAGAGUGUUCGGUAUUUGCAGUGACUGACUACAAAGAAAUUUAACUCAACCUGUUAAUUUUUGCCAGUUUACAGCACCAUGGGAUUGUACUGGUCUGCAACAUGUGUGUGUGUGUGUGUGUGUGUGUGUGUGUGUGUACUGUAUGUAUAUAGAUAUAUGGAAAAUAAAUUCAAAUACAUAUAUCUAAUAUGCAUUGGCCAUAACUAGCCCUGGCCCGCUGAAACUCCAAAUUCACAAUUUUCACUUGCUUUACCCACCUCACAAUCUGAAAGUUUGGAUCAUUUUGUUCUCUCCCCCCCAAAAAAAAGUGGGGUUCCUCACUAAUACUCUCGAUGUGCUUUUAAAUUUCUGAUUUUUUAAAAGUGUUUUCCUUAUUUGCUUCAAGAUAAAGCAUUGUAGUUUAUUCAAAGCAAAGUGGUUGCAUUUUAUAUAAACCCCAUUUCCUUUUGAGAGACGGUAACAGUUGCAGUUCUUAAAUAUGGGAAAACCCCAUCUAGAACUAAUGUGCAAAGGAGAAUAAUAGCAUUAAUCACUGUGUAUGGACUCAUUUUACAAAUACAUGUAACAAUGAGUAGGUAGCUUCAUUUUGUAUUGAGGUAUGCCAGGACUGUGCACUCCUUCUGUACAUCCCGCACAUGAACACUAUAUUCUUGAAAUCCAUUUUGGUUUUUCUUUUAAGGGAUGCUAUUUGUCAAAGGUUGCUUCUCAUGGAGCAAAGGGGAUUGUUUUUGUUUUGUUAUUUUUUAAAUAUAAAUUCCAGCAUGUAACUUGAGUAGUCUUGUUGGUAUGUAAAACCUGUUCUGUCAUUUUAUGGUGUAGUCAAAUUCAUGUAGUUUAACUUUAAAAAAGAAACUGCUUCAUGAGGAAAACAAUUGUAUGUUAGUCAUAUUGUAGUUUCUAGAUAAGUAAUGCAACAUUGUACUUGUCACCAAAUGUGCUAUGAUCUUACUGUAUGUUUCUAUUUUUUAAAAUAGGUGGUUGAGCUUUGGAAUCCCAGACACUAAGCAUUCUGGCCUACUUUGCUUUAGAAUAAAAAUGCAAUAAAAGGUUGCAAUAAAGCACAUUUACAUGUAAUGUUUUAGAAGGAUGUACUGACCGCUGUUUCUAAUAAAUUGAGAAAUACAGCCUAGCUGGUAUGAUGUGGUGAUAAAAAUGUGUUUACUCUGUUUUGAAAUUUUAAAUACAAGAUCAAAUAAAUAUUGGAGCCUCGCUUGUC
This is a messenger RNA of Podarcis lilfordi (Lilford's wall lizard), 49074 nucleotides long. The record is from the annotation of a GenBank genome assembly. NCBI's taxonomy places the organism in Eukaryota, Metazoa, Chordata, Lepidosauria, Squamata, Lacertidae.